GUUUCCGACUUUAUAGACUUUUACACAGAUGUGUAUAUAUUUUAGUGUGUAUAGCUAUAGUUAGAUACAAAGUGACCGAAAGGCAAGAGCAAGGAGCAGAAGCGCAGAGAAACACAAGAGAAAUUGGACUACCGUCUCAAGUUACCCCUCUUAUAUAUUAUUAUAUAUUCUUUAACUUGGAAAAUCAGCUACGGAAAAACCACCCCUUCGAGAAAUUUUCUCUAUAUAAAAUUUAGUGUAAUUUUCUUCUCUUAAUAAAUAUUUACCCACACACCCGGCGCUUGGUCCAGCAGCAGCAGCAGCAGCAUAGCAGAAGCCGAGAACACUCCUACCCUACCCCGGUUUCGAUCCGAAUACUGGUGCCGUUUUAGUUGCCUACAGUCGUUUCCCUCGUGUUGUUUGGUCGGUUAGAUACCAAGGAGUUAUCCUUACAUAUUAUCGUAGCUUCAGAGAAAGUCGUGCACCACAUCUAACUCGACUCUCUUACGGUUCGGACCUAAAAGCGUAUAUUUCUUAGAUCCUUGAACAAGGACGUCAAAAUCUACACCAAAAAUAAUAAUAAAAAAAAACCAAACCAAACCAAAACGGAUUCGAGUAUCGUGAUUAACUCAAAUAAAACUGCAUAACUCAAAAUCAAAUCAACAGUUUCGCGAGUAAAAUUAAACAACCAUCGCAAAAACAAAAAAUCGUGUUGAUUCCAGAAGCUCAGUUAAACAGAAAAACAACAUCAACAGCUCAAUCUGCACUCAGCCUCACAGAAGCGUGAAGCACAAUUCAGGAGAGAUGGAACCAGACCGUGUUUAAAAUCUAUCGCUGAAUAAAAAAAAAAGAGCGAGGAUUAAGUGGUUCGAAAAAAAAGUGUUGCGCGCGAAAUAACAACAACGUAUAAGAAGUAUAUAUCAUGGCCACCGAUCGACAGCUAGAGUUGGCCACAACAGGUCUGCUGAAUGCAAUGGAUACAACCACCGGCCCACGACAGCCCAUCGCCGUGGCCGAACCUCGCGGAUCAUUGUUCCCGCCACGCAAAAUGGUGUUCUUGCUUUGAACCAGUUCUUUAGUUGGAUUUUUGUUUCACUAAAUAAUACAACAAACAAAACAAACAACCAAAUAACAAACGACUAUAUCUAGUGUGUGUGAAAUGUUCUCCAGGAAAACAUUCGAAUAUAUAAUAGACCAUCUUGUUUCAUUAACGAAGAACGCGACAAGAGCGAACAGUUUAAUAUAUAUAACUAAAUAAAUAGUUGCAAACACGCGUGUGUGUUUUUGGGCAUACGAUGCUGACAGAAUCCAGAACCAAACGCCAGGAUGAGAAAAGUACGCAAACUGGUCAAAUUGUUGCAAAACGUCAUCCGAAAGAAAUGAGUGAAAAAUUAUGUGAAACAGCAAAAUGGUCGGACAACUACAAUGACGAUUGAUGGCCUCUGGGUGCCAAAUCGUUAAGAAAUAGAAGUUAAUGCAAAUAGUUAAACGUAAAGGUAAAAAUAAAAACAUAAAUGAAAAGCAACAUUUUACUCCCCCCGAAAGACAACACAAGAAAUACGAUGCAUCACCGCAUCGUGGCAGUGUUACACCCCGACGUUUAGUUUCUCGCAUUUUUUACUACUGCAAAAAAAAAACCACGACCAAAACCAACAACAGAAGAACAAGUGAGAGUGAAAAAUUUGCAACAGUCGAAGAAAAGUCUGAGUGAAAUAUAUACUAUCAAGUUUGAGCUAAAAACGAACAGCUACUGAGGAAGACAUACAGAUUAAAAAGAUAAACCCAAUUUGAAAGAGAAAUCUCGAAAAAAAAAAUUACAAACAAAAGUGCAGUAAAAACAUUCUAACAGUGAAACUGAUUAAGACAACCGAAAUGUGCGAGAAAAGACUCAAUGUAGACUAAAGCCCCGACGAACGCUAAAACUAAAGGAAUUACCCUUGUGGAAACGGGGAAAUUCGCCGCAACGCCGGAUGACAAAUGAUUCUAAGUUUACCCGGACUUGACAAACAAGAAAAACGCAAAAUCGAGAAGAGGCAGAAGCAAACCGAAACAAUAGUGAAGCAAGUGUGUGUGUAUGUGCAAAGAAGAACAGGAAUACUCGGCCCCAUCGGAAAAAAAAGAAAAACAAACAAACUCCGAUACAGAGUAUAAGAGUGUGUGCGGCGGAAAUAAAAACUAGAGGAAAAUAAUUCACAAACAGAAAGUGAAAGUGACCCUCGCAAAAGUGAAAGUGGAAAAAAACCUGAAGAAGACAGAGAGUACGAAAUACGAAACAAUCGCACAGUGAGUGUGUAUAGAAAACGAAGCGAGAAAAAAAAAUCUUGAAACCACCCCCGAUACCUCCACGAACAACACCGAUUCAACCUUUACCCGAAGCUUACCACAAACGCCAGGUCCAUGCGAUGGAAGGGGAAACCUAAGGCCGUGUUAAGAGAGGGGUAUUGUACGGAAUUGUUGGAAGGGGCACUCUUUUGUCGUCGUCACUGCCGUCGUCGUCGUCAACAUUCAAGUCGUAUGUACCGCCAACGUGGUUCUUGGUAUUGUAGUAGAAAGACUAGAAGCGGUGAACAGCAACCAUACCAGCAACGACAAGACCGGGUACAGCCGAAACAGUGGAGAGGGGAGAGUUUCUCCCACCGCGCGCUGGUCCGUGGGCCAAUAACGCUGUUUGCCACUUAUGAUGUCAUCAGAGGAGGACACUGAUUCUUUCGGUUUAUACGUCGAUAAGUUGCUGAAGAAAAACAAACGAGCCAGACAGCGCGUAGACGCGGGCGAGCCAAGAAAUAGUUAUUCUUCGAUACCGAACUUUAGUUCGAGACCGUCCUUCAUGAGCGGUGGUCUAUACGGGGCUAUUUUUAGCCAAAGCCAGCAGCAUUUCGGCGGACUUUUCGGUCCCGGUGGAUACGGACCAGCCAACAAGAUGCUCAAUGAGCUGUUGGGUAGACAAGUGAAGCAAGCACAGGACGCCAGUGAUCCGGACAGUAUAAUGCUAUCGUCGAUCGAAGCAGCCAAUGCAGCGGACAGCAAUACCCCAACGAGUAAACAUGGAUUCGAGAGUACGACAAAUCUGAACAACAACAACAACAACAACAACAACAACAACAGCAGCACUAACAACAAUAAUAACAACAAUUCGCCCACAUCAGACGGAUCUGCAAUGAUGGGCCGAAGAAGUAGUAACAGUAACAACACUGCCAACAGUGGCAACCAAAACAGUAACAGCAGCGGUGGUGUUAUAGACCUUGACGGUGGUUCUAGAACACCACAGCCGAACGAUUUGGCGCAUCAUAUGUUGCGCAACAUUCUCCAGGGCAAGAAGGAACUGAUGGCCCUCGAUCACGAACUGCGAACGGUGAGCAACCAGAGCAGUGCACUCGGCGACAGGAUAUCGCCGGAUAACAACAAUGUGAUCGGUAAAAACAAUAACAUUUACGACAUCAAGUGUGAAACAGUGAACGGUGGUGAUAUUAGUGACUCUAGUGAGCCCGGUGCUAACAACAACAGUGCGUCUACCAAAGCUAAUCAGAAGAACAGUGCAACCAAUCAUCAAACCAAUAGCAGUGAUAUCAAUCAACCAAAUAGGCCAAUUUCUCUCGAUUCGAACCACAGCAAUUGUGAUGAUAUGCUAGCCUCAGAGCUGGCCCACAAGGACCGGCUGCUGAAUGGGGGCGGAAGCACCGGUGGCCGAUGUGCCAGUGUGAACCCAAAGCAGGAAAAGAGUGAUGUGAUUGACGAGUUAGUGGCGUCACUUCCGGAGGAAACGGACGAAACUAUGCCAUCGCCUGCCUCGGGCGGCAAUGGGGUGCUAAUUACCAAACAAGAGCUAGACAUCGAGGACUGUCUGGAGGACAAGGAUCGGGACGACCGGACGCCAAGUCCUGUCCAGAGUAAGAACGAUUCGGAAUCGUUAACCUUGAAGCGAGCGCGAGUGGAAAACAUAGUUUCGUCGAUGCGAGCAAGUCCUGCGCUGCUCUCCUCCCAGCCCGGACAAGUCAACGGGUGUAAGAAACGUAAGCUGUACCACCCACAGCAACAUGAUAACAGUGCGGCUGAGCGGUAUGCUGCUGCUGCCGCUGCCGGACUAAAUCUCGGACUGACGCUGCAAAACUUCAUGCUGGGAGCCAGCGCUGAUGCAGAUGAUGACGAUGAUGAGAUGGAGGUCACUCCACAUAUCCACCAGAAGCGUGUUGAGAAAGACGUACUUAAGUCUCAACUGCGAUCGAUGCAGGAGCAACUGGCUGAGAUGCAGCAGAAAUAUGUGCAAUUAUGUUCACGAAUGGAGCAGCAGUCGGACACCCAGGAGGUGGAUGACAGCGCCAGUGACAUCAUGGAAGACGAUUCGAAUCCAGACCUCACGCCGGAGAAAUCGCUCAUGCAAAGUUCGCCGGCGUCAACCCCAAUCAAGGAUGUUGGGAAAAAUACCGAUGCAUCUAGUAUGCUGCAGAUGAUGAGCAAAAUGAUGUCCGCGAAACUGCACAGUCAGCUCCCCACGCAUCCUCACCUGCAGGCGGGCUUCAACGGAACGCAUCUCUUUCUGCAACAUAUGCAGCAGGCGGGUCUCCCACACGACGGUAUGAGUCAGCACAAUCAGAUGAGCAAUGCCGCAAUGUACCAAAAAUUGCUCAUGGAACAGGAGGCACGAAUGGUGAAAGAAGUUGCCGAACAGCAGGAAAGAACGCUGCAAAAUUCCAACCAGCAGUUCCAGCAGCAGCAAACUCUGCAACAGCAACAAAUGCAGCAGCAGCAAGAGAGAAACCUCCAAAACAGCAGUCAGCAGAUGAUGCAGCAGCAAGCACAGCAGCAAAACCAACAAUCCCAACCGCAGUUGCAAUCACCCCCGCUUCAGUCGAGUCAGUCGCAGCAACAGCAACAACAGCAGCAUCAACAGCAGCACCAUCAGCAACAACAACAGCAAAUGCAGCUACAACAGCAGCAGCAGCAGCAACAACAACAACAGCAGCAACAACAAAUGCAGCCUCAACAGCCUUCUUCUCAACCCAGUCAUAUUUCACCUCCACAAAUGUCCCAGUUACCGCAUCUGCCGCAAAUCCCAAAGGGUUCAUCCAUACCAUCGGAUCUAACCAGUCGGCUCAACCUGAUGCGAUCCACUGGCAGCUCUGUGGGACCAAUGUCCGGUUCUGACCUCGAAGGACUGGCCGAUGUGCUGAAAACGGAAAUCACUGCCUCGCUCUCAAAUUUGGUGGAUUCGAUCGUGACGAGGUUCGUUCACCAGCGGCGCUUCCUGGGGAAACAAUCGGAAGCCGCGGCGGCAGCAGCCGAACAGCUCAACAAGGACCUGCUGAUGGCAUCGCAGCUUUUGGAUCGCUCGAAAUCACCGCGAACGAAGGUUAGCUCGGACCGCGGACCAGGCGUUGGCAGCACCGGUAGCAAUCAAUCAGGUAAUGGACCAAUGCUUAAUUCUAAUCUCAACAGUGCGUCGAAUCCGAACUCCGUGAACCAGCCUCCUGCCGGGAAUCCCAUGAUGACCGCGCAGCAGAGUACCGGGCCACGUUUAAAUGGAACCGCUUUCCCACCCAUGGGAAUGCCUAUGCAUGUGAACAACACGCCCACGCACGAUCCGAAAAAUAUGAAUAACAUGAACCAGAUGAAUAUGCCACCUCAUGUUCGACCUUCUCCCUCUACAGCUAUGUUCCAAACGCCGAAGCCACCCCAGAACCUGAACUCCGUGGCAGCCGCAGCACUGUACAACUCGAUGAGUGCCCUCGGGAGCAGCCAGGUGAACCCGUUCUGUAUGCCCGAACCCCGAGAGAACCCAGAACAGGCCGAAGCACUGAGCCUAGUCGUGACACCGAAGAAAAAACGCCACAAGGUGACUGACACUCGAAUUACGCCACGAACCGUGAGCAGGAUUCUUGCCCAGGAUGGAAUUAUUCCCUCCGCCAACGCGAUACAGGUAGAUCAAAACAACAGCAAUCAAGGUAUCAACGGUAGCAGCAAUAACAACAGCCUGAGCAACAGCAUCAUCGGUGGCAACAGCAACAACAACAACAACAAUAACAACAUCAGCAGCAAUAAGAACGCCAACCAGCAGCAGUUCAACAGUCAACCUCCGAGCGUGCAAACCAACACCCCGAACGAGAGCCCUUCUCCACGGGGUUCGUUCCACCCGCCACCCCCUUCGAUGCUGCCCGUGUCGUUGCCGACGUCAGUUGCGAUACCAAAUCCUUCCCUGCACGAGUCCCAGGUGUUCUCGCCCUACAGCCCCUUCUUCAACCCGCACGGCCCCCCACACGGUGGUCCUCACGGACCACAGCCUUCGCAAUUCCACCCCAUGAAGGUGUCUUCUAGCCCACCCGGCAUCAACGGUAUGAUGGACUCGCGAGAUUCCCCUCCGCUACCGCAUCCGCCCACGAUGCUUCAUCCGGCACUGCUGGCAGCUGCCCACCACGGAAACUCACCCGACUACGGACACAUCCGUGCCUCGAUGGACGUGAACGAUCGCAACUCGGACUGCAACUCAGCCGACAUCUCGUACAACGGCAUGGAGCCUACUUCGUCAACAUUAACCCCGAUGCAUCUGCGCAAGGCGAAACUGAUGUUCUUCUGGGUGCGCUACCCGAGCUCGGCCGUCCUCAAGAUGUACUUCCCGGACAUCAAGUUCAACAAGAACAACACCGCCCAGCUGGUCAAGUGGUUCUCCAACUUCAGGGAAUUCUAUUACAUUCAGAUGGAGAAGUACGCCCGGCAGGCGGUCAGCGAGGGAAUGAAGAACGUGGACGACAUCCACGUGGGUAACGACAGCGAAAUCUACCGUGUUCUCAAUCUGCACUACAAUCGGAACAACCACAUCGAGGUGCCCCAAAAUUUCCGAUACGUUGUUGAGCAGACGCUGCGUGAGUUCUUCCGCGCGAUACAGGGCGGCAAGGAUACCGAACAGUCGUGGAAGAAAUCGAUUUACAAAAUCAUCUCCAGAAUGGAUGAUCCCGUGCCGGAAUAUUUCAAAUCCCCCAACUUUCUCGAACAGUUGGAGUAAGAGGCACACCACAGUAACCGCACCGCAAACAACAGAAACCGAGACAGCAGCUGCCAACACCCAGCAAACACCUGCAGAGAAAAAAAACACACCGAACAAGUAACCAAAAGAUUCCGAGAAACCAAAACCAAACUAAAUAAUUAAUUAAAAAAGAUAAACAAAAAGUUACUUUAUUAAUUAUAAAUUUAAAGCAAAUUAUACAAAAUUGUUAUCUAAACAAAUUUAAAGCGAAAAGAAAUUUAAUUUAGAGAUGAAAGUAACGCAAGGUAUAAAUAUAUUGUUUAAAAACAAAAACGAAAACACAAAAACAAAAAAGGCUAACAAGCGAAGCAAACAUAACAAAACAAGUAAGAAGUAACAACAUUUGUGGUUCCUAUAAUGUAGUGUGCUUACGUCCAAGAAACAAAGCAACUGCAGUAGAAAGUAAACAAAACAGCAGUGAAGAAAUCAAGAAACAAAACAAACAAACAAACAAAAAAAACAAGUACUUAUAGACGAUAUACUCGCGUUUAGGCCUUCAUUUCCGAAAUUAUAAGAACACAAAAUCACUCUCAGCAGCAACAGCAACAGCAACAAAAUUUUAUUCGACGAAAAUUCAGCCAUAUAGCAAAAAAAAACAAGUGAAGUCACGAGUAGAUUUAACGGGCGAAGAAGAAACCGGAAACCUCAAAAUUUAAGCUAAUGUGAAAACAAAAAAACUAAAUUUAAUCCAAAUGUUUGACAUUUAAAAGAAGAAGAAAAAAACAAACCUCAAAAGCGAAGACAAGCGGAGAUUAUCAUCAACUCGUGGAACAAGUUAUGGAUCACCCAUUCGACGACGUUAUUAUGGAGACAGGGAUGGAAUGUAUGACGGGGAACAUAUAAGAGGGGAAAGACAACACCAAGUGAGAGCAUGCUGCAGUGAUUGCGUAAGACGUGCAUUUUAAGGAAGUAAACUGUAUUGCAACUGACAAAAGAAAAAAGAAAAGUUUUCGAAAACAAUCAAGUACCGUAGAAGUUUAAGACGAUGAGCGUUCGGAAAAAAAACCUUGUGAAAAUGGAUAAAAAUAUUGUAAUUACUAAAGUUUUCCGCUUCCGUCAUGUCCACAUGUCCAAGCGGAAUGAAAAACUGUUAUUUAUCCUUUUUCGUCGUGAACUGAUUAGUUUGUAUGCCUUCGGUUCUAUCUUUCCACCUUAGUUGCACCUUAAAAAAAAACGUUAGGUCACAUAGCAUGUGUAUACUUAUUUAAUCGAACAAAAAUUCAAGAAAGUAUAAAAACUUUGGAAACGAGGCGAACCUAGCUUUAGAUUAAAAAAACUAAAUUUGUAAUAGGGGCGGUCUCUUUCCCGAACAGCAAUGCACCAAAGGGACAGCAUUUUGUCACGACACCGCUCUGGUUUGUUACGCAGAUUGCGAUGCCGGCUAAUAGGUUAACUAAGGAAUUUGUUUAUCUUGUAUAUACUAUCACUAUUUAUUAUUUCCAGAUGUAAUAAAUUAUUGUUUAUUUUUAUUGUACAAAAUUAUUAUCUAAAUUCUAAAAGAAAAAAAAACUAUGAAAAGAAACAAAAAGAAAGUUACUCGACUUAGAGCGAAGUUGAACUGUUUAGGUAGCUAAAUUUGUUUUCGUUUUCGGUACACUAUUUUGGCGACGUUAGGAAAAAAAAAUUAAGAAAGUAUGAAGCUUUCGAAUGUUUGGAUGCUUUUUUGAUGUGACGAAUUUCGGCCUCGAUGCGAUGGUGAGAAAAACAUGUUCCUCGCCGGGCAUUGCAGCUGCGUAACAUGGCUGGUGAAAUGGUGACCCUUUUGGCUGCGGAUCCGGGGAGAUAUGUACACGCAUUCAGAACUAGCAAUGCGUUGUUGAAACCACCAAAACUGUUUCGGUAAAGACAAAACAAAUUGUAGAUAGCUAUGUCUGUGAACAGCAAUCUGUUUCUAAUCUGAACCCAAAAAAAAUACCCACACUAAGACGUAUAAAUUGAAUAUGAGGUAACUAUUUGAAGAAAACAACUCUAAAAUUGUACAUUUUUGACGUGCUAAAGUCUUUCAGCCUGUCCUUGCGGUAGGCUGUCCCAUUCCGAUAAUGUUAGGGUGGUAUUGUUUAGCCAAUAAGUAACUAUGAUUAUUUCCACCAAUUAUUUGCGGGCGCAUUUUUCUCCCGGUUCCACCAUUUAUGAGAAUGAGUGAAAUUGAAGCCUCGGCCGGCGGAGAAUCUUUCGGAAUUUAGCACACACGCAUCAUAAAUUUUAGGCAAAUUUUCCACUGUAAAAAUACAAGCAAUAGAACUAGAUGUAUAUCGAAUGUUGGCGAAGAUUGCGUCCGCGCGGCGCGCAGGACAACGUUUCACUUCCUCUGGAGGUGGUCGGAGCCUUGAUUUGUGUGCGCCCGAGGAGAUUUAAAUUAUACCAAAGUCAAUCAAAGUCAAACCUUUUCGAGGUGUAUUUAUUUCGCCCUCGAUUCGCAGACUCCUUACGAUAUCCUUUCGUUGACGCUAGGCAAAGGAGUGGGAAAUCGUUAUGAGGACUGUAUCAUUUUUCAGUGGCGAAAUUAUUAUCUGCUCACAAUGAAAAAAAAACUGAAGAAGACAUUAUCAGGUAUGCGCGGGAUGUAUUCUUUAAAAGUUAGAACGAGUUGUAAGGUACCUGGUAGUAAGUGGUAGCAAGCCAGUCUACCGCAAAGUUUGUUUGUAUUGCACUAGAGAAGCUUAGCAGGAUGAUAGAGUGAACCAAAUUAUACAUUUAAAAAUGUUUUAUGGUGAGUUUCCUAGUCUUAUGUAAUUUAGUUUAACGCGUCUGGAAAGAAAAAAAGACAUGCUGCGGUAAGAAAUUCUAUUCAAUCUAAAACAUUUUCUAAAUGGUUCAAUCAGUACUGUUUUAAAAUUGAAAUUUUGUGUAAAAAUUAGCGAGUAAUUUAUUGGUAAGAACUUAUUUGGAGAGACGGACAUGUAUAAUGAUUUAUUUAAUGGAAAAGAAGCAAGAUCAGAUGAUUAGUUAUUUUUGUAACUGAAUUAUAAAUAUCUAUUAUUAUUGACACUAAUGGAAAAUGUACAAAAAAUAAUAAAAUUUAAUCGUAUGAAAAGUUAUCCAUCAAAAUUUGUAUGAUUUCCGAAAUCUAAUUGGCAAAACUUAUUCGGCCGUUUCGUUCGUUAACAAAUUGAUUCUGUUAGUUCUGAAAACCCGUUCUGUUGACAUUUUGUGUUCGCUCUAAACCAUAACAAAAACCACAAAAAAAAACUUAUAGUAUAUUUAUAUCAUGCCUUCAAAAUUUUAAACGACAAUGUAACUGAAAUUGUGAUAUUAAAAUAUAGAUCCCCGCCGAUCGGAGUCCGGAGAUAAAACCCGUCGCCAGCUCCUUCCGAUGGGAACACUACCCGGUGAAAUCGGAAUUGGUGGACGCAGCAAGCGUCCACUCUGAGGUUCCUAUAGGUUAAGCAAAGUACCCCCGCCAUCUGUGUGUGCGAUUCCGGCCCCGGGAGGGAUGCGCUCGCGGAAUGCGGCCAUUCCCUCCCAGUGCCGGUAGUGCGUCAAACAGGGGGUCUUUCCGCCAUUGGGUUCCCCAACGGCGGUUGGAGUUUGAAUGCCCGGGCUCCGACGACAACGACUCGAGCGGGAAUAGUAAAAAAUUAAGGAAAAUUAAACUUUCGACAUGACAACAUUUUUGGAUACUUUAAGGCAAACUUCGAAACAACAUUUUGGGCGAUUGACAUGCUUGAUAUUAUGUGUUUCGGUGGUUUAUGUAAAAAAAAACAAAUCUCUUUCGGCAUAACUGAGCAAGGCAAAUAUGGUUUUCAUUGUGGUUUAAUAUACUUUGUUAUCAUUUAGUGAGAUCCUACACAGCGCUCAGUAUUUGCGGCGCACAAACUCAAUCCACGCGGCCUUGGAGGUCUGUGUGGCUCCGUUACGCAAGGGCAACCUGCCACAUCCGCUUUCGAAACACAACCGACGCCUCCGGAAGCCGUUCCGCAGCGCUUCGAGACCCAGUGACCUCCAGCACACACAUCAAACAAACACAGCAGCAUAAAUGAAAAUAGAUAAGGCAUUAGUUUAUAAGCAACUCUCAACAUACAGAAAAUACAAUAUAAAUGGUAGUGUUACAUUAUAUUUCAUUAUUCAAGCCAAGAUAUAUCUUACUCUUAUAAUCAGUGUGUUUUAAACAAUAGUAUUGCAAGCAAACAAACAAUAGCCUACUCUCAUCGUAAACAAUAAUCAACCAAUAGUAAAGCAGAAUUUGAAUUAUACCACAACUGAGUCACCGGGUCCGAAGGAGCACACUUAUUUUGGACGCUGCGCUACGGAUCAAACCCAUGCGUUCAGCCAAAUUUCGCCAGAGUUGGCGAGAGAUUUGAACACAGACACCCCAACGUUUCCAAUCCCAAAAGCAGUAAGGUCUACACCUACACCUGCGCACCAAAGUCCAACACGGCAGGGCUUAUCAAUUGCGGGGGGCUUACGAGGACUCUCCGCUAGAAGUGGCACACCCUGCUGCAGGGUACAGCCGGUGUCCAGCUCCAUCGGGACUCUCGCUCGCUGACCGCUCAACACUGAUGUGCCCGUAGACGGAAGAGACGAUCCGCGCGCCAUCAAUGCUGGCUGGCUAAGGCAGAAGUUGUGGAAUUCUGUGGUUUUGCGCGAUUUUCAUCACGGUCCAUAACUUUCUAAUCCCAAAUAUUACCAUCCUGGGGCGCCAUCUCGGUGCCGUUGGACCACAUGCCGGGUGCCCGCUAGAGUGACCGUCCUCGACCUUCCCCCCUAACGAAGCCCCCAGACUGUCGUACUUUGAAGCAAUCCGUGUGUAUACAGUAGACCUUUGCAGGAAACGUUCUUGAAGCGGUCCGCCCGGCCUCCCCCAUCACUAGAAACGAGUGCGCCCGUUUCAGUCAUGCGCGGUGAACAUCGCCGGAGAUGAGAUCGAUUCGGAGUAGCGGUAUUUGCGAGAACCGAGGUUUUUUUUCCGGUGGCACUGAGUGGACUGACCAUGAUGCACUUGCGUAAACGGAGGGAACCUCACGGUCACGGUCGUGGAUUGAUGCUGUGCUGCACUGAUUAAGCGAUGUGGAUUCGGAUUCAUUAUUAACAUCCAAAAACGUAUUUUUUGUUGUGUAACAAAUAUUUUUUUUAGUAUUAUAAACCUGCAUGAAUUUACUCCUAAUUGGCGAAAUUAUCCUCUCAAUUGGCGAAAUUAUCAAUGAUAGGUAAGUGUCCGGAAGAUUUGUAUUACAUUCAUAUAAACAUAUAAACAGUAUAUUUUCAAAUUCAUUCCUCUCGCAAAAAUUCCAGCAGCAGCUAAUUAUUGUGUUACUUUGGAAUAAACAAAAACUCAUCAUUUGUUUUUUGUACAACCCUGUUACGGUCACGAAAGCGAACACGCGAAGCGUAACGCAUGCUAACGCAGUCAGGCACCGAAGCGCUGUGCAAACGUUGGCAUAACUUCAGGAGAACACAACGUAACAUUUCGAAUGGUCGGAAACCCUUAUGUAUAUUUGGGGAAAAAACAAAAUUACAAUAGUUAUGAUGAAAAGAUGAAAUAAAAACAAUUUCACCUACAGUCUUCGGUCCGACGGUUUGCGUUAGGAUGGUUUGAUAUUAUGAUAAUAAGAUACAAGAAGAGCAGAUAUUUUAACAGACGGCUGACGGCCACAAAUCCUUACUCGAGUUCAAUUACGACAGAGGCGGAAAGCCGCCCGCGAUGAGCUAUUUUUAUUUGAGCAGCUGUAUACAGAAAAAAAAUAUGUGAAACUACCCACAAAUUGAAACGACAAUGUAUUAAAGAAUAUACUUAAAACCAAUAAGAAAAAAAAAACAAACGGAAGCACCCAUAAUGUACACACCAAAUACAGAUACAAACAAAAUGAUUUGCAGAUGAAGCUAACGCGCUUAUGAUAUAGUUUUCAAUGUUAGUUUCCAAUACGCCAGCGCGGGUACAAAUCCGCCAUGGGUUUCGAUCCUGACCCGAGCUUUGAAUUGAGACAACAAUAGAAUGGAACUUUACUUAAUAUUUCAAACCAUGAACGGUAUCGUUUUUCUUUGAAUGUCACCGAUUGACAUUUGUUUACCGCCGAUACGCUUCCACUUGGAACCACUUUAAACCAGGUGAAACGAAAACAAGCACCUGUGAAAUCUUUGCAAGGCCCAGUCGGAAGUAAUUUUAUCUUGAUAGAGUCAUCCUCGGUUGCAACAUUCGCACGGUGUCUCGAGAGGGCACCCAUCCAAUUUUCACCAUCGAUAGUCGAUCGAUCGAAACCUGUGGCGCCAACGUUGUGCGAUUUUUGUUAGCUUUGGAAACCUCUCUGGUUGAAAAAAAAAAGAAUAUUGUAAUAAUUUACAGAGAUCGUAAUCAGUCAAAACAAACAUGCAAAAAAAAAAUGAAAUGUCGCUCAAUAGAAUUCAAUCGAAUCAAAAAGCAAACGCAAUACAGUUUACAAUUUCUAAGCAGAAGCAACAGUGAGAACACAAUUCCAUCAAUAGAACUAAAUACACUAUAAUAGGCAGAUACCAAACCACAAAGAAGAUCAAAGAGAAAGAACAAUUUAUUGAUAAAAUGACUUCUUUUUGAACAGUUUUAGAACCACUUUGGAGAAAUGUUUGGCGUCACAAGUUACAAACUUAUUUUCGUAUGAUAAACAAUCGUUGGAAGAAACCAUAUUUGGGUUGUAAUAGUAUUAAUGAUUAUUAUUAUCGGGAUUAGAAAAAAACAUCAAUUUGAGAACAUAUGCAACGGCAUUUUUCAGCAUAAAAUAUUACCGAACAGAACGAACACAUCCAACACAAUAGGAUCGCAGAAUGAGGCACAUUCUGCUAAGCAGCAAAACUGGACUAGACUAACGGAAAUACACCCCGUGAAAACCACACUCAGGGAAUAAUGCUCUAACCAUUCGAGAUCUUCAUAUACCACCGAACCGAUGUUUUAAUUUUGACAGAUUCAACCAGUGAAAAUAAAUACUAACCUUUCAUUAUCAUAACAAACUCAAAUUCAAUUAAAUAGCCGAAAUAAAACAUAUAUAACCAGUAUUUGUAUUUACAGUAAAACACAAGAAACAUUGUAUAAAGACAAGCUAACUUCCCCUAACCGCCAAUUCUAUAAGCAGAUAGAUGAAAACGAGAGAUAAAAAGCCCCACUCAACUCUACACAAACCCACGACGUUCGUAAUUGUUGAAAAUCAAUCACUGUUGAACCCCUGCCUACAGCAGGGCAGACAAACGCAAGAGGAAAAUUUCAUGAAAUCUCGCAAAUCAAUAAAUGAAAACUUUUUUCUAACUUUCUAGCAGGGAGAAGCAGCAGCGAAAGCGCUACGAAAACUGUCAGGUUGACGUACGCAAAUACCAAGCAAACGAACAACAACAGCAAACAAAAAAAAAACCGAACUAACUGCGACAUAUAAAUCGACCAUCACAUCAGCAGCAGUCACAUCAAACGGCAGAAAGUUGGAAAAGUGGAAGAAGUCUUUCAGUUUCGAUCAGUUUUUAACGUUUAAGUUCAAAAGUGAAAAAUUGCAAGCAGCAUCCCAAUGCGAAGCGCAAAUUGGCGAAGAGCUGCUUGAUUUUCCGAAAAGGGCAGAGAGUUAGACCAGCAAAUGUGCAAAAACCAAACGAAGAGAUCACCACGAAACAGAAUAGAAAAAUUAAUGCACGAAUGAAGUACGCCAAAUUUAAUACAGUUAAUGAAAUCCAAAACAAAAAAUGGAAUAUUCAGAAUCGUAGAAAAUUUCAAUCGGCAAAGGACUGACAAUUGGACAAGCAUCACGCAAAAAAUAAACCAACAAACGAUUGUUUGUUUACAAUAUGACAACGAAAUGCAUUGGAAAUCCACUGACAAAAUUGUACAAUGUGAGCACCGGAAAACAAAUCUAUUUCAUUGCAAAUUGGCCUUCCGAACGUUAGCAAAAUCAAUACAAAAUUUGAUCAUGAUCUUUACCGAUGUUUGGCGCAUUCAUCACGGCAUUUGAACUCUCAACGAUAGAGCUAUAUGAAAAAUUUGGUGAGAAAUUUAGAGGACAAAAACAGUUGAAUUAAUAUUCAAGUAAAUAAAAUGCUAUAAAAAAUACAAAAAAAAACAAAAAAAAAAUCUGUAUAAAUUUUUCAAAGUAUUCAAAAUGAUAUUUUAAUUAUUCGAAAUAUGGAUGAUUUAUCAAUUACCUUCUAUUUUACCGUUCUAAUAUGUAAGUUGAAAAUUGAAAAAAAAAAUUAUCAGAUAAAAAUUGUAAUAUUAAAAAUCUCCGCGACCCGGUAAUCGCUGACAAUGAACUGAGAUGUCACAACGUGCAAACCGGCACGGUGUCCUCCUUGAGGGGAGCGGAAACCAGCAUUUUGCUUCUGACCCACCCAUUUCCGGUUCACGCGCUAGUAGGGACGCCUGGUUACCCGUAAUCGCUUGGGACCGGCCCCUAGCGGCUGUGACGUAUGGAAAUAAUGCUGGGAGGUAUAACUGCUGUGGGGUUCGUUCUCUGGACGCCUGCAAACGGAGCAAGUUCGCUGCUUUCAUAUUCAGCAAUCGGAGUGUCGAUGUGUCAGCGAUUGGUGGGCUCGAAAACUCAUACACAUACACAUUUAAUGAAGACAACAAAAAAGAUACAUUUAAAUACAAUUUCAAAUUGAAACCAAAUAAAAAUCUGAUCACAAAAAUUAACGCAAAGAACGAAGAGCAAAUUCAAAAGAGAACAAAAAAACGAAAUCAAUCGUUUCUUGAACACACAAAGAAAACUUGGAACCGAAAGGUUACUUUUGUUUCAAAGGAAGUGUUACGUAGGAGAAGAAAAAAAACACUUGAGGAAAAUCGUUUGGCAAAUCACUUUUCAAACAGUCUGGCUAUAAGUAAUGGAAUAAAACAAUACAAAAACAACACAGUCAAGAACAUCCUGAAAAUUGAGAUUUCAGCUCGGCAAAGCUAGCGAUCUCGACUCGAAAAUAUAAACAAAACCAAAACAAACAAAAAGAAAGCAAAAAUAUUUCUGUUUAGUUGAAAGACAGGAUAAACCGGAUCAAUGUGUAACAUCAAGAUUUUUCUUUUGUUUCUUCAUAUUUAUUUUCACUUCAAACAGUGCAUACAAACAAUCAUUUCGUGUCGAAUGUGGUAAACCAUCACUAUCAUUUGAACGGAUGUUUUGUUCAUAUCAAACUGUCUUUUCUUUGGCAGAAUCAAUGUCAUUUUGAGUUAUCUGAACGCUAUGAUUGGAAGUUCUUACAGAUAACAGUUUCCGUUCAUCUACAAUAGAAUUUUAUACAGAUUGCUGAGCAGAUUCGUGUCGGUUCCGUAAAUCAAAAUUCUGGCUCGAAACAAACUCAUCACAAGCAUGUUCAGUGUAAAAAUUGAAUAAUUUGGCAGACGAAAAAUGCAUCGGCGAAUCUGCUCAGAGUAUAUAAAAUACACUGGAAUAAUUUCUCAUCGUUAAACGAACAGCAAAUUUUUCAUUUCCAGUUGAGUAACCAUCCUUAGUUUUAGCAAAACGAAAGUGUAUGAAAAAAUAAACCUAAUAAUUACCAGUCACACAUUGGAAAUUUUUCAGAAAUUUCACAGUGUUUACAAACAAUGCGAAUAUAAACCAAUUCUUACUCAAAAACGCCGCAAAAUUCCAAAUUUGUUGACAACAUCAAGCAAAUUUCAGCGACAUAGCAAAUAGUUAUGAAAAUAACCAUCAAAUCUUAUCACGGAAGGAAUGAAGUAUACCAACAUCAGAAGGUCAGACAGACACUGGCAACAUCUGGAAAAGGAAAAUAACAUAACAGUAAAACUAACAAAUUUUCACUCCUAUUUUUUGCAAUAGUAAAAAAUAUAUUCUCAUUCAACUCGCAGCACCCUUCAGCUGCAGCUACUGGAUGGUAAUAUAUUGAACAAAGUUUUUAGUUUGCAAUAGAAACCGGAAAAUUACGGCUAGACCUAUCGGACAUCUCUGGUUCACCGUCAGUGAGCUGGCGUGUGAACCAUGGUCGAUCGUUUUGGUCGUAUGAUUUAAAGACAAUACUAAUGACAAUUUUAUUUCUCAUAGUUUUUCACUCAAACCAACAGCAACAACAACAACAACAACAUCAGCAACAACAAACCUACAACAGAAUCAAUUCAAAAAAAAAUUGAACACGACUAACAACAUCUAGUCUCGAGAAUUGAAAAACGACCAUUGAAUUGAGAAACUAAAAACAGAAAAGCAACGACCACCACGGAUUCAUUAAGACGAAGAAAGUUUUUAAAGUUUUUCCAUUUAAUUUGCAAUAGACAUAACCAAACCAAACGGAGUGAUAUUUCUAGUCUCGAGUGUCCGCAAAUAUCCCGCCUUCUCCAAAUUUGAAACUGACAGUGUUGUGCUCGGUGUCAACCCUGGGCAUACCUUCCCUCACGCUCCGGAGCGCAGAAUUGAUAUGUUUUGUAAUCAGUGUAAUAAACUUGUACAUAUGGACAUCGAUUGAAAAGCGCCUUCCGGGGUUAGAACCGUCCUUCUAGUGAAUACUUAUGAUAUCCCCGCCCCCCUGUGAAUGCCUGGACUGGACAGAUGCCAGACUAGCGGUAUCACUCCCAGUGAAGAAACAACACAGAAUGAACGCAAAACUGAAAUAAACCGGAAUAAUUUAAAGUACAACACAACCAUUUUUUAAUAAUAAUAUAUUAAACUAACAUGAGCAAACAAUAGUAAUUAAUGAAACAAGAUGAUAUAUUUAUAUUUUUAUACAAAUCUUAUUAAUGACAAAAUCAUGCAACCAUAAAAAACAGUAUUUAAGCCAAAACAAUAACAAAACGAAAACCAAAUUCCAGCAAAAGAAAAAAAUAAAACUCAAAUCAAACCGAAAGCGAAACACCGGAGAGCAGGACGAGGAGUAACGGAAUGAUUGAGCAAGAACAAACACACACAGAUAUAUAGUCGUUUAUAUAUUGAAAAUCUUAAUCAGUAAAUUUACCAUUAAGCAUCCUUGUUUGAAACAUUUAUCUUUUCCAAAAAAAAAACAACAAAGCAAGAAACAACAUAAUGAAAAAAAUAGAAAUAUGCGCGAACAAUGACGACGAAACAACAAAUUGCAGCUUACAGCCGAUAAGCGACAAAAAAAUCAGCAAAACUGAAAAGUAAAAAAUAUAACACAAAGCGAAAAAAAAGCAACACAUAAAUCCAUUUCUUAAGGAAACCAAGAGGAAACACUCAGCAGACUGUUAAAAAUGUGAUCAGAUAUAUAUUAUAUAUUAAUGAAGUAAUUAAUUAGACGAAAAAAAGGGUAUAUUUAAUGAAAUACAGAGCAUUAAAUAUCUUACACAUAAAAUUUCACGUUAUAGGAAACGAACGAGAGAAAGGUAAGAAGGAGACAAAACAAAACAAAAAAAAAGACGUGAACACGUGACAAGAGCAGAAGAGUAAAACAUAGGCUACGUAUUCAUUGGGGCGAACCUUUCCGCAGGGAAGAACAGCUGGAUGAAUAGUAAACACAAAGUAUAUUUUACUUUUUCUUGUUCUUUUUUUACAAAUAUUUGCGAAUAUUCGCUGUUUAAUAUUGAAAUUUUAUAUACAAAAUGUUUUUAUAUAUACACACCAAAUUACAGAAGCACACGCAGAAACAAGAAAGUGAAAAGAAUAACAAAAAUAUGGAAACCAAACUCUAAGUGAAAGCAUAACAAAAAAAAAAUAUUUAUAUCAUAAGCCAAUAAGUAAAUGGGAGUACCGAGAAAAACAAAUCGAUAAACUACCGAGACAAAUAUAUAUUUAUACAAGAACUAAUAAGUUUACACGAUAGCGCAAUAGAACAAAAUUGUUGAAAACAAUAUGAAAAAUUUGUAUUGCGUUCAGCCACUGGUGCCGUUGCCAUUAUUCGGAUUAAUUGAUUUAUGCCAGACAACACCAAAAAAGUGAAUCUAAAGAAACCAAAAACCUCACCCCCCUCCAGUUGCUGCACCGAGAUACAAAGUUUUCAUAUCAUACAAAAAAACAAACCGGAUUCAGUUCUUAUUACGCCAGUUCCGUUGAAAUAGUCUCUGUACGUUUUGGCGUGUGGUGGCCUUUCCCGAGGGGUAAUCUAUGCUGCUGGAGUGUUCAGGGCUGGCGUGAGAUGUGAUACAAGCCAAAAGUUGUGAUCGAAAUGCGGAGAAAAAUAUCACAGUUCGGUACGAGUCUCACCAGCUUUGGCCACCGUCGGAUCUGCCGUAUCCGUAUUACGGCGUGUCCGACGGUGGCCGAAACGCAAUCGAAUACACCGAUUCUUCACUGUUCGACUUCACAGUGAGGCGGAGUAGAUUGGCCCGGAAUGAUUUUGUUGGUAGUGAUCAGUUUCGAUGAAUGAUCCAUUUUUGUAUUACUCAAAUAUCGCAGCAAUUCGCACCGCUAACAAUGUUCGACAGCUCAGUACGAAAAUAUUCCACCAAAACACUUCAAUUGAAUAUGCUUUUGCCGUGUUGUGACAUCGGCGAAAUCUGUCAUAAUAAAUAAUUUGAAUCUUGAACAAUAUAAUAGAGACUGUUACAGUACAUACACAGUUUUAUAUCUUACGACAACCCAAUGAGAAAUUAAACGAAAAUAUUUUUGAUACUUUUACAUGUGAGAUCGCGACAUUUUGGGUUACUCUUUGGAGGGUAAACUGUACUGGGUACUGGAAAAAUAAGAAACAUCGGUAAUCCAUUUUGACUGAUUUUUUUUGAAAAUAUUGAUUCAAAGGCAUUAUUUCUCAAGUAAACAAGCUAAAAAGACGUUUUCCAAAUUGCAUAUCAAUUUUCAUAUCUACCAGAAUGUUAAUGAGUUAACCUAUAACAAUCUCAUCUUCAUGCUAAAUAAAACUUAUUCAUUGAAAAUUCACAUGCGAGAUGCUGGGUAAACACAAUUGAAGUAAUAAUUCAAACAACCACGUUGCUGAAAAAUUUCUUUUCAGUAAAUUCAACAAAUAUUUCUAUAUUGAUCAUUCCGCAUCAUUCUGAGCAAAUAACCGCCCCAAAUGUGUACUAACAGUGUAUCUGUGUUCAUCAAUUUUUUUGAAACUAAAGUGACCUAAAAUCGAUCUGCCCGUCAUCAAAUACUUUUCCAUUCAGUAUGCAAACCCCCGAAAAGCAAAUCUACAGCAAAUGAGACGUACAGAGGAGAAAAACAGGGAUGUUAUCUUAUGAUUUUCCAGUCGUGGAUAUUAACCACAAUUGAGAGUAACAAAUAUCAACACACUUCCCUGGGGAGUGAAAUGUUUGUGAUAAUAAACAGCUAGGAUAGUGAAAACCAUCGCGCCUGGUAAUAUCGUUGAUAUUACGUUACAGAGAGGUCGCCAACACCAACCACCUUCGAUAAGGUGCAAGCAAAAUACAAAAACAAAGAUUUAACACACAUCGUUUUAGUUACAGUUAAUCAACUACAAAUUACGUCUUAGUUCAUACAAAAUGGAAAGCAACACCGGAAGCGCCCCCGGUAGUCCACCAUCACAAGGGUCGUUUCCUAUGGAUCUUCGACAGAAGUUGUCCCCCUGAAGUUAGGAAUCGUUUUGAUCGAUCGACGACAGCAGAAUAACAUCGCUGAGACCAUGAAGGCGCCAGCCGUCAUCCUGGGCGCGAGGAACAGUUUUGACACAUUCAAUCAGGAAACAAAGCAAAAACAAAACAAUAAAUCCUACAACGAAACGUACGGACAUCAACAACAAUUUCUUGUCUCUGCCGCAGAGAGCCUCUAGCAUGAGUAGGACUUCUGCGCCAUGCCGUGCUAGACCGGACGAAAAAAUAAAAAACGAAAAAGGUAAUUGGUGUUUUUCGAGUGAUCCUACCAAUCGAGAACAGAGAAGUUUACCAUGGAUUGUAACAAGUAAACAAAAGACGGAGCUCUCGACACGCACAUAACAACAUGUCGUGGAAUCAAGAUCAAACCCACGCCCGUAAUUGGUAGUUUCAACGAGAAGCAAAAGGACUUAAAACGUGAAUAAGUAAUAAAAUUUAAUAUUCGGCGAUAUUCAGUUCGGUAGCGGCGAAUAAUGGUUUGUUUUCGCAGAACAUAAAUAGCAUGCCUGUCUCAUACACAAUAUGCAAUCCGAUGAAAUUUUUCUACUACCAUAUGACUUUCUUGAUAACACCUAAUUGAAUUCACGCUGCACUAUGAAACAAUUAUUAGCAAACUUCUAUGAUGUGAAUUGCUCCACGGAACUGAAUGUCUGAGGUCAAACAAUUCGAUACACAUUAAAUGUGAGGCAAUUCUUCAUACGUUCAAUAGUAUAAUAAAUUUCAAGAGAACCAGUUCAAAAAAAUGACAUAUGACAUCUGCAGUGGCGUAGCGUACGGGAGCGCGGGAGACGGUGAGUGACAACCACGACGUUAAGUUAGAAAAAAAACCUUCAAAUUUUAAAUGAACAUCACGCGUCAGUGAUUGAUGAUAUUAUCCGGUGAAAACGUACAAGGGUUUGUGCCUAAGGGCAUGAACAAUAGAUCAACGAAGGACUGUGAUAGUUCGAAAAAUGUUUUUGAAUUCAAUUCUUCUUUUAAUUGUUCAGAAAUUCAUAGAUUUUACUAAUCAUAUACUCCAAAUGGUGACUCUGAAAAGAGUCAUUUGUUGCAUGGAUUAGUAUUCUACAAACGAGUUUGAAGGGAAAAUGAAGGGGGAAUGAAAACGUAGUCCUACUUCAAAAAAAUUCACCAUGGUCCAUGCAAAAGAUUCUGUCUAGAGUUUUUUUUCGAUUUGGAUGGAAAAAGGCUGCUAAUUUAAGUAACGAUCCUUUACGACCUGGAGAGUAACAAUUGAAAUUUCAUGAAGUGCAUUUCACAAUCGUUUGACGAUAGCUUGAAUAAUAGAUAGAGUGCACGAAUUCCUUCUAAUAGCAGUCCAUGAAACAGUCUGAUCGGAAAGACUAUUCGGUUGCUCCGACCAUUGAUGGAAAUGGCCGAUCCUUCGGUUGGAGGAGGCCUCGAUGUUAAUAGCUCAGGAAUUUGAUAAAUCCGGUACUUUGGUCUUGAGAAAGACCGUUUGGAUACAGCUUACACUGGAAAAAGAAAAUACUUUGGAAAAUCAAAACACACUGGAAUACUAACUUAAUAACGGAUAGUUUAGUCACAUACAUACAUUGGAUGUGAAACGAAUAAUACACUGGAUAGAAAAAAACAGAGGAACAGAGCUCGAAGUAGAAAUUUUUAGGCGAUUUUCGAAAUACUGUAACUUCGUGAAAACUCAAGGCAUGGAGAUGGGAUGAACAUAAUUUUAAUAGCUUUUGUAGCUUUCAUGUUUAGGAAUAUUUUACGAAAGUAUAUUUAUCUUGGUGUGUGUAGAUGUAGUGGACAAAAAUAUCGGGAAGAAACUAACAAUCGAUUUCGUUCCGUUUUUUUAAGAUUUUGUGGACUAACAUAUUUUUUUGUCAGCUAAAUCCAUUUAACCUCAUCAACCAACUUUCAUUGGGAAGCCUAUAACUUUCCUAUAGGACCUUUCACUACAGAAAUAUUUUUGUUUUAAUGAAAACGUUCUGUUCGUGUUAUGAUUGAUUCAAUAAAUAAAAAUCGCACCGCAAAUAGAUAAACAGAAAACUAAACUAAAUUAUGUACAAGAAUAAUUGGUUACUUUGACGAAAAACAAAAUUUUGAAUUUUUUACAUCGUUUUCAAAAACGUGCUAAAAACAGGAUUUUUAAAGUAUUUUAAAAAUUCUGCUGUAGUUCUGCAAAUAUUGCAGUAAGUUCUGAUAUUUGCAGGCAAAUUUCUUGACGAGUGUAUCCUCUAAGCCCAUGUGAACGUUUCAUUUGAAAAAAAAAAGAAGUUUUUCUAGCUGAUCCAUCAAAGUUUGGAGUUAAUUAGAGGAGCACUUUAUCGCAAAUUAUACCAGAAAUACAAAAUUCUAUGCGUACCAUCGAAAUGAACGAUUUACAACUUUCGUUCCUCCACUAUUCCUAAACUUGAAAAUUUAAGCUUUAAAAUGAUGUACAUCCUAUCCCCAUAGUUUGAUUUCACAGCAUUUAUAGCAUUUUCAAAAACCACCUAAAAAUUUUUACUUCGCACUCUGUUUCUCGAAUUGUUCUGUCUAGUGAAAAAUGGGAAUUGUGAGACUUCCAACGCUUCCAAAUUUUGAGGUUAGUUUGAAGCUGUUACUAACGGUUUGCGUUUUUAUGGUAUCUCCUCAAAAAGGCUCUUCAAAGUUACAAUUAAUUAAAAAUUGUCUGCAGUCAACGAUUGGUUAGACAUAUGUGACACUCCGACUUGAACUUCGAUCGAGCUAGAGGUCCGGCGAGGAAUUCUCCGUCUGGCUCACAAAAGUCAGAUAGAUUGGAACAAUGUAAAGACCGAGGACUUUCCUUAAAAUCAUUUUCUUGCUGUCGAACCAAUGAGUGCGGCGCGAAUCAAACGGAAAAUUGAUAAAUAAUCUGGCUUUAUAGUCAAUUGAAAGUGAAUGAACUAAUGCCACAUUGAUUUUUGAUUUUUUGUUAAGAAAAUUUACUGCUUUUAAGGCGAGAAACGUGAAGGCAUUAUGUUCCCUUCAUCUACUAUUGAAUAAAUAAAUUUCUGGGUUCGAUAAAUUUGAUUUUCCAUUGAAAACCGAAACAAACACUUGAUAACAAGGUUUGAUUGUAAGGGGUGGCACCUAAGACAACCGCCUCGGGUAACACCCGGUCACGCUACGCCACUUGUCAUCUGCAUUUACUAUUUUUUUCCAAACCAAUCUUCAAACAUCCCCAAUUUUGAAAGUUUUGAAGGUAUUGAAAAUAUUGUGGAAACUCUAGAAUUGGUUUUAUCUAGCUCAUUAUAAAAACACUAUUAAUGGUCCAUUCGCAAAAAUUCUUAUACGAUCAUACUUCAACCUACAUGGCUUAUGGAUUGUCAGAUUUAGAAGAAAAAAUCAGCAUUCUUGAAGCAUUCACUAUGAAUCUCAAAAACAUGUGAACUUGAGGUGUUAUGUGUGAUAUGAACUGUUUGACUAAAUAAACCAAUUUCAUCCCCCAUUUUUAUUCCGGUUACAUACAGGUGGCAAAAAAAACUAUUAAGACAUCUGCAUUUAUCAGUACUUCCAAACUAAUCUAAUAUCCAAAUACCACCUUCAAAUCACCGCGAAUUUUUAAGAAACAGCAGAAUCUUGAAAACUUUUUUUAUUUAUGCACUUUUUCUAUUCUAAUGACAGAUCUCAUCACAAAAAAUAUUGAUAAAUUAAAAAAAUUGAAAUUGAUAAAUUGUUGAAACGCAGAAUUUCGAAUAACAGUCAAAUGAACUUUUGUGUCAAUAUUCUAUUCACAGUGACUCAAACUCGAGUUCGUACUCCAUCAUACAGAGCUUUUUUCAUUACUUUUGAAAGUCGAAAACAAACUUUCGAAACAUUCUAUUUAGAUAAUAAUAUAAUUCAUUUAAACUAAUUAACCAGCUUUCAGCUGAUCCCUAUAACUUUCCUGUAGGACCUUUAAGGACUUCUGAUGAAAUAUACGAUGAAGAGUUGCUCUAAUUUACUCCAAAUUUUGGGAAAUCGGCUAAAAACGGCUGAAUGCAUGAAACGUUUACAGAUAUUUUCAGGAUUCAUAAGGCUAAAAGUUUUCUUGCUAACAUUAGAACUUACUGCAAUGUUGAGAAAAUUACAGAUGAUUUUCUGAAACCCUCGUUUUUUGGCACUUUUUCAAAAUUGAUGAAAAAAUAACAUAAAAUUAUUUUCGUCAAAGCAACAAAUUAAACAUAUACAGUAUGUGUUGGAGUUUUCAAAACUACUGUUCUGCUUGCAGUGCGAUUGUUUAUUGAAUUAUUCAUCAUCAAAGAAGAAGGGAUAAUUUUUCUUUCGAACAAAAAUAUCUAUAAUAUGGGAAGGUCCUACACGCACCUUAUAGGAACCAAACGAAGGCUGAUUGAUAAGGUUAAUUGGAUUUGCUAUUAAGUUGGUUAGGAAAAACAAUUGUUAUCAUUCAAAAUGUUUGGAAAACAGAAAAAAAAAUUCAUUUCUUCCCGAUAUAAAAAUAUCGUUCAUCUACAUCAAGAUAAAAAUAUGUUAGUAAAACAUUUCAAAAGCUGAAGGCUUAAGCUUUAAAAAGAUGUUUAAAGUAUUAUCUAAAUAGAAUGAUUCGAAAGCUUGUUUUCGACUUUCAAAAGUGAUGAAAAGAGAUCUGCACGGGGGUAUGAAGUUUAAGUCACUGUAUACCAUAUGUGUCCUUGUUAUUGAGGAAAAAUAUUAAGUACAUACCAAAACAUACACAAUGUAUAAUUAAAUGGAAAUAUUCACAAUACUUUAUAUAGAAACCAUUUCAUUGGGAGUAACAAUAUUAAAAUUAAUACAUCUUUGGACUUAUCGAGCUCAAUAAAAGAUCAAAAUUAGAUGAACUUCGAUAACUUCAACUUUUCUUCUUAAGAAAAGUGACCACAUCUUCUUAAGAAACCCACAGAGUGAUUAUUCAAAGAGAAACAGUGCUUGGCAGUUCAUUCAUUACUCUACUAAUUUUAUUUUGUAUUUAAAAGUCCCCUACUAAUUAAAAUGAAUUAUGGAAAUACCCAGCGCAAAUAAUACUGUCCCUCCAACCCCGACAAUUAGAAUCAUCGCUCGAUAGCGGCAUUCUAUAAUAGAGCUGCUGCUUUUACCAAAAAAUGCGGCUCCGUUCAGUCCGUCGGCAGAAAAGAAAUGGGAUUAGGAAAGCAUAGCAUAGUGCUUGACGAGCUACCGAGACCAGUCUCAUGUCACUUCGCAAUCACAACUUAAUGGAUUUUUUCCACUUCUUUUUCUUGUUGUUGCAUUAUGGAGACUAUAAGCGUUCGCAGUUCAGUCGUCUCUAGCUCUGAGAAGGGCCCCUUGGGGACAACCGAAUACAAAAUUUUUCUCCACCUGCCUUGACAAAGACACUUCACUAUCGUUCGACGCUCCUCAGUAAACCGUGCCCGUUUCAGCAAACAUCAAACGACGUUCCUGAAUUGGUCUUCCGAGCGGGCACCAAUUUGUAUACAGAUUUGUGAUUUCAUAAGCCUGUUUUCCAAGCAAUUUUAAAGCCAUUGAAACAAUUUUUCAAGUCAUUAAGCAGCAAUAAUUUACCUCUUGGGCAUAUUAUCUUUUGUAUGAAAUGAUUAUCAUUCAUUUUCGUGGAUCCGGAGUAGAAUUAUUAACGGAAUAGUUUCCUCAUUGGAAUUACUGAACAAAAAUAAUACCCCCUUCCCUACAAUUGUAAACGACGAUCGAUUGCGGCAUUUGUAAACAAAUAAUUUUAUAAUACUACUUUCAUCAAUGUGAUUUCUUCGAUGUGGUGAAAUAUCCACUACAUCAAAUCAAACAUUUCGAUUUCUUCACUAUCAAAUCCAUAGCCAAUGGCACCCAUCCGUAUCGAAUUAUCAUCGAUACCUCGAUUUUCGCUAAAUGCUCCGUUCAGUUCAGUUGCAGAAAAGAAAUGGAAUUGGGAAAGGAGGGCAUAGUGUUUAAACGAGCGAGCGAGACCAUCUUCACGUCGCUUUCCAAUCACAACUCAAUGGAUUUCCGGGCGGGCGCCAGCUUGUAUACAGAUUUGUGUGAAUUCAAUAGCCUGUCUUCAAAGCAAUUUUAAAACUAUUCAAACAAAUUUUCGGGUCAUUAAUUAACAGUCAUAUAACUCUAGGACAUUUUGUCUUUCGAAUGGAGUGAUUAUCAUACCACUCCGUUCAGCCGACAAAGAGGUAUCAACGUUCGAAACCUUGCAAUCCAGGCGUCACGCUCUCGUUUUCGAAUUCUUAAAACUUACACCCCAGCACAGAAAUGAAAGCCACAUAUGUUCGCAUGUUAGGUAUAUACGGUAUCGGUAUCGCUAUCUUUUGUUAUUGUUACACUAAAACAAUUAAAACAAAAAAAAUGCUCUUGUCGAUCCGUAUUCAUCUUAUGCUGCUGUCACUUUCGCCUGCCCAACAGAUUGACUAAUACAUAGGGGUAGUGGGGGCAAAGUGGUCACCUGCUUGUUUGGUAGUAUAACUAUUGACUAUGAAUGCCGUAUUGAUAGUCACCUUAUGUUUGAAGAAUUUAGUGACUUUAGAGUCACCCUGUACUUCACUAGAGCUGUCGCAUGUCAAAAUAAAAAAAUGUUCGAAUUUUCACCUUUUUUUAUAAUGAUGAAAAAUGUACUAUUUUGAAUUUUUUAAGUGAAAGCCGUUUGCUGUCUUGAAGAACAAUGAGUUGAACUAUAAUAUUCUUCGGAAAACGGGAAUUGAAGCGGUAUGUGGACGCUGAAAAUGGGCAUAUUCCUUAGGGUGACCACUAUGCCCCCACUUCCCCUAUGCAGUCUACAAGUGAUCUGUGGAAAAGUCAAUCUCGAACGCGAUGUUUCAAAUCCGAUCGGGUUCCGGAAUGAGGGUGAAAGCCCCAUUGACAACAUUGAGCUUCGUGGUGCAUUACUAUGAAGCAAAAAUGGAAAUGGAUUUUCGGAUAAAUUUUUGGAUAAAUACGAUUUUAAAAGAAAAAUCACGAAAUGAACUAUUUCGUAUCAAACAUGUGUUCUACGUGAUGGAGUGGCAAAUUUUCUGCAAAGCGGUGAACAAAUCAUGUACUGAAAUUGUGUCUGAUAAUGAUAAUGAUGGAAUUUAGCGGAAAUAUCAAUAAACUCAACGAAAAAUAGUUUACUAAAGAUCAGAACGACUAAUCUAAUCUUUAAUCUGCAUCCAAAUUUCUACAAUUGGAAACUGCCCUCGGGCCUUCUUAACUGAUAGAGUAAAUAGCUCCACGAAUACGGAAUUAUUCUGAAGUUCGUUUUGCGUCAAUGAUGUUUUGCUCCUUUGACAUAUGUCGGUUGGGUUUGAUUCCCGAACAGAUUGCAGAAUGGAAAAGUCGAUCUUGAUCGAUUUGCAAAGUUUCAAAUACGAUCAGGUUUCGGAAUGUGAGUAAAUGUUAUCCAAUAGGAUAUGGAAUUCACUGAAUAUUUUAACAGAAAAUAUGUGUAUGGGUAGGGAUAAUUUUCAGGUGGUGACGUUUUGAGAUAUUUUUGAAACUUCAAUCAAACACUUCUGAAUGUGUAGCGCCAGUAGAUUGAAAAUAUAUAAUAGUUAGAAAAUAUUGAAACACUGUUAAUUUCAAUCGUUUAAUCGUUCCGAUUAACAAUGGUUAAUCAAUUUCUCGUUUCAAACAUGAACAAGUGACUACGUGAAUUGGAAUGUUAGAAAAAACCCUUCACAAUUUCCUUUUACUAUAAUUUUCCAAUCACUACUACCAAAACUCGUCAUUAUAAUAUACAUUUUUUUUCAGACACAAUUUUUGCUCAAAAUUAUUGAUUCAUUUGCAAAUAACAGGUUUCUUCGAUGCGUAGAAUACAUGUUUGAUAAAAUUUCAAAAUUUGAACUUUUACAUAACAUUGAUUGUUUGGAUUUUUCGCUUACCUUUGGCCUUACAUUCUUAUUUAUAAGGAUAGAUAGAUAGAAGCUAUAGGAGUGCGUUGUUUCGCCUGAUAAUCCAUUUCCACCUUCGAACAAAGAUCUAUUUCGUUAGCGCAAACAUCGUAUGGGCUGACAACGCUUAUUAUGAUGAAAUUUUCGAACAUAUGGGAAUCCAAAUUUUCGACCAUCCUUCAGAGUUUUCCGAAAAUUUUCCGAUUUUUUCUCUCUGCUAUAUUGAUCUACGGGAACGACGAAUACAACAAAAUAAAAACGGCUCAAAUCGGGCCAUUCCUUUUUCGGAUUUUGCGCUUAGCAACACAUUUGGACUUUUCAUUUUUAUUUCCCAAUUAUGCUAUAUUAGCCACAAUAAAAAAAACCGCCGAGAAACCGCCUGUUUUCCGAGCAGUCUGCAAUCACUAGAAUGGAAUCGAAAUUGGAGCAAACAUGUAGACCGGAACACCAGUAAUCGAAAAGCAAACAACAUCAACAGGCAGACUUGCUUCGGAUUCCGGCGAGUCCCAGUCGGCUAAAAAGUCAGAAAAACCACCCUCGCCGCUACCGAACCGCAAAGUUUUCAGUUUAACAACACUAACCACAAACCGUUGGAUGUCGUUUUCUUAUUAUAGCUGACAGGAACAGUUUAGUUUAAUUUGCACCGUUCUAGAACACACUUUGAUUGUUUCGUUAGAACAAACAUACAAACAGAAAAAGUAAAACAAAACAAAUACAAAUAGGUGACAUUUUUAAAUGUACUUGUGCCGCAGAUACAAAUCAAGUGACAAAACAGAACAAAAAUAUCUAUAGCGCAGCAAAAAAUGCACAGCCGAAAUAGAAACAAUGUCAAACCAAUAAUAAUUUCAACAAUAGUGCCAGAAAACUUUUAAAAUAUUACAAUUUCAACAAUACAAUCUUGUUUUCGAUUGCAAUAAACACAAACGAUAUUUUAAGAAACGGGAGCGAUAAGGAAACCAAAAUGAAAAUUUACAAUAGGCUUAAUAUAAGCGGAAUCCAGCAAUGGAUGAACAUAAAAAAAUAUAAAAUAACUCAAAUAAAUGAAACUGAAACAAAUCAAAUUUAGCGUACACAAUUAAUACACGUAAAAUUGAAUCCAAAGCGAUAUAAGUGAAUGCGAAAUGAUGAAACAUUUUAGUGUUUACGAUCAGUUCUAGGUAUAUCUAGCAAUUUUAAUAUACAAAUUGGAUGUGAUUGGAUUGUAGUAGAAUAUUAACUGAAUAACCUGUAAGCUAAUAAUACAGGAAUGGAAGACUACGCAUCCUUGUACAUUGAUAGUCCUCGAACAAAACUAAAAUCAACAACUCUACUGAUAAGCCCGUUUCACAGUCGGGAGUAGCAAACACGCGAAAGAAAACAAUUUCAUGAAAUCUUCGAUUGCCGUAUUUUCAACAAUUACAACCUCCAAACACCGUCAAACACUAUUAUAGAAAUCAGAGAGUCGAAAACUGGUGGGAUCUAACAUACAGUAACCAUCUCCGAAUAUUGGCAGCCCAGCAAUUUGUAUUAAAGUACUAAAUUCAUUCUGCCCAAGUGUGGAAACUUUACGAUCAAACUAUACUGAACCGAGUCUCAGCAAUAGUGAAGCAACCAUUGUAACAUACAAAACACCCAGACUAGACAGAGAGUAAGCACUCGAUCGGCAGCACUCAGUGUUGCCAUCUAUGCGAUCGAUACUCGAACUACCAAUAGUGACUACACCACGGUCGCUCGCAAGCAGAGGGAGCGACUGCUAUCGGAUGUUAUUGAUUCCGUCAUGUGUGAGAUCAUCCACCAUUGACACAAGCAGAAUAACAAUAACACCAUGAAUGACGAAAGCCAUGUAAAAAUUUAGUGUGAAAAAAAAAACAUCAACAGCAUAUGUUCAUGAAAACGAAAACUUUUUUGUACAUUACCAUCUAAAUAUGCAUAUAUGAAAACAAAAGGGUUUCACCGCGCCGUCACAAGACCACGCACGGACCACUUCUGGGGCCACCGUAGUAGCUCCGGCCUGCCUGCCUGCCGGGUGCCGUCGUUUCUCUCGGUUGUGUACGGUUGGGUCCGCACGACUGCAACAACAAACGCGCGCGCUCAGGUGCAGGUUCCGGGGAGUUGGUACCCGCAGAUAGUGGUCAAUACGGUUGACCUUAUACAGAACCAUGUGUAUAUUUAGCGCAGAUUUAAACCAAUAUGAAACACAGAGAAAUAAACAAAGUGGUAUAUGAAGAUCUCGAAUGAAAGUAAUCAUUUUCCCUGCACAACUAUGUUUUAGUUCGUCAGGACCGGGUGAAGCGAUCGGUUGGACCCUGGGGCACCUCUAAGGCCAUCGCAAGUCUCGGUCCGGACCAAAUAGACCUGGAAGAAUAAAAUUAUGAGGAAAAGUAAUUUGCCAUCAUAGCAAAGUACAAUUCAGUCUAUCAUUAUUGUCACACGAAGAAAAAUAAAUAAGCAAACAACAGAAGAGCUGGAAUGGAAACGAUAGUUUAACCAAUUAUUGUUUAGACGCCGGACGCGCGAAAAGUUGCGUGCUAGAACCGAUGAAGACAACACGGAAGACGAGGAACAGAAGGAAUCGAUGCAGCUAAGCGGAAGUUGUAGAAAUGUAUAAAAGCGUGAGUAGUCACUUUGCACUCAGCUAACUGAGUAACCAUCAGUGCUCGGGCAUAAACAAAUAUAUAUGCUUGUAAUCGCUGCAGUCCAAGUGAUUUAGUUUCACGUGACCACUUCGAAGUUUGGUUCAAUUAUUACGUUUCAAACAAAUAAGUUCAACGAAAUGAGCCCUUAAUAACAGCAAAACAAAACGUCUCGACAGUUGAGAACUAUACCGUUGCAAAACAAAACGAUAUCUACUAAGUUGGAACGUUACUGUUGCGUUUGACAGUUUCAAUAUUUUUAUCUACUUUUCGUGAAAUCUAAAAUCUACCUCAAAUUAUUGUAUAUUUUAAACCAAAAAGUAACAAAUAGGGGAAAAAGAAACAAAAGCCCCAAAUUGAAUCCAUAUGAGAAUAUUUUAACAUUUUAGAGAAAACAAAAGAAGCGAAUACGAAAACGAUAAACAAGUCCAGACAUGUAAUGUUAUAAUUCCUUUCGAACAGUACACAUUUAACUAUGUUUCACAUCGUUUGGUUCGGUUUUGUGUUGUUUUCGAAUUAUUCCAUGAGAAAUACCAGCAAUUCACCCCUCGUUCAGCUAAAAACUGGACAAGAGGCAUGUAUAAAAUGAACAUACACUCAAUAAUACAAGCUCAAUAUAAUGUCGGCUCAGUGGUACAAGUAAAACAAAAAUAAACAUGGUUGAGAAGCUACUAAUUUCAGUGGGCAAUUCAUACAUAUACUGGAACAUAUAAUAUUUGGAACCCGAACCAAGACCGUUAAGUUCUCGUUACAAACCAACCAUACAGGGUCACACAAAACGCAGCAUAAUUUGUAUUCAUUCAUAUUCUCACAUAUAAUCACCGCUGAGCCGACUGAGUUUUAGUUUUUGCAACCAUAUACGAAAAAUAAACCGUAAUUAUACCAAAACCAAAACAGCAACUGACGUAGUUCUUUUUCGUUCCCACACAAAACCAAAAACAACCAAUCAAUAGCAAAGGUUCAAGCGAACUGUCGCCAUAUUGCGACGGCAGUUCGCAUUAUAUUUGUUUUGUAGGUAUCAAAAAGGAGUGUCUAAUUUCGCCGAAACAUCCGCAACCGAAUUGCAAACCAUAGAGCAAUCAAGAAGUUUCGGUUUUUGAGUGAAAUAAUUCAUAUGUAAUCUGAUUUGACGCAUAAUCGACGCAUUUUUUUGAGCUAGGAAUGGUGCAUUCCCGGACGAAAAAUGCAUUUUCAGCCAGUUUCAACACGAAGCAGUUGUACAAAACAAUUUUUAAUUUCCAGAUUGAUUUACGUUGUUUGCUAGUCUUAGGUCAUGAUGAUUGAAACGCAUAUUUACUGAUAGUAAUUAAAUUAAUGAUAAAAAAACAGUAGGAUUAAAUAACAAUGGCAAGUUAGAGAAUAAAGAUCGAAAACAUAAAUGCUAGCUAACAUCUAAUGUCGCCCGAAGAAUUCAAAUCAAAACUUGGGGCGGAAGGUGGCAUUUCGGCUCUCUGAAAUAACAACACUAGAAAUGGCGAAUCGAAAACAACAAUACUUCACAUUGAUUGCCUACCACCGUCAACAUACUUACUGUUCAGCACUGCCACCUGCUGGAGGAGCGAAAUGAGCUUUCCUACCCAACUGUCACACCAUCUUCCACCGAGCAACAGCGCCAUCUAGUUGCCGCGGUGUGAGACUAACGAUUUGAACUAAUGUUGGUGAGAACAUUUUUCUUUUGGUUUUCUGGAUUACCAUUCUCAGCAAAUUUAAACACACAGAAUGAAUAUUGAUAAACAAUGCGCAAAACAAGCAAUUAUUUCAUUGAAAUCACAGACACAGUCGCUUGGUUCUUUUAUUUUCACAAACCAACAAAAAUGUGACCAGAAAAAUACGAAGAUAUCGAACAACUAAAACAACAUUCAAACACGAAGAUCGAUGGGGAGCAGGAUAAAAGGAGAGAAAAAACACACGGAGAAUCGACGUGAGGAUCCAUUUCCAUUGUUUAUGAAUGAUUUCAAAGAGGGGGCGUCGUUUUGGGCUACUCAACGAUCCAGAUCUCGGUUGAGGGCGCAGUGAAGCGGACACCCGUUUUUGUUGUUCCAUUUUACCAUUUAGAAUAAAUAUUACGAAGCAGAUAUACAGCAACAGUUUCGGCCAUAUUUUGGACAACAUUAAUAAAUAUAGUAACGAAGAAUUUCUACCGGACAUUUUUAAAGUGCUACACACUCGGGGGAAACUUCGAGGGGUUCGCCUUUUCGGGCUUAUGUUGUUGGGAAAUGUUCCGUUACGAUUAAACAGAUUUAGUUGAUUUACACACAAAUGCACACAUUUGAAUAAUAUCAAGGAUAAAAGAUCACUAUUUGAAGGAUACCAUCUGGUGGCGUAUCAACAUCAUCGAGAAGCGAAAAAAAGGGGGUAACAUCUGGAAGAAAAAAUUGAAUGUAUGCUAAGAUCAAUACGAAACGAGCGAUACAAAUAAAAAGGACAUUCCUUAUUAUUUCUAUAAGGGUGCUUACACGAGGAAUAAACACAACUCGACAAAACCAUGCUAUUGAAUAAGCGAUCAAAAUUUAACUCAAAAUUAAACUGUUUCAAGCCAUUACGGCGAAAAUUAGAGAAAAAAGAAGGAAAUAUCAAACACAGAGGAAAACAGAUCGAAGUUAUAAUUGUCGGCAAAAUUUGACAAGUCUGAAAAUUACAAAUUUAGAUGAGAUAUAAUCGGAGAGGAGGAAGAGUCGCUGAACUGGUUUCAACAGCAACGAUUCGGGUGGGGUGAAAGUUAUUUUUGCCUUUUCAAACUGUCCAAGAACGGACACAACGGACUAUAUUGAGCUUGUAUAGGUUUACGGUUCCCAAGAUUGGAUCGUAUUCUGGACACGAGACCCCAGAUUUGGAAAAGAAAUUUGGAGGAAUUUCUCAAGUUUUCUAAUUUGCAGACAAAAAUAUAAUUCCGUCUCUAUUUGACAUCGAUAAGAUUCUGUAACAAUCGAAUACGCAAGUUUUCAAUUUGAAUAUUUUCUACAGUCAAUUUGAAACAUGAAAUCAUGGGAUUAAGAUAAAUAUCACUCCGUAGAAAACAAACAAAACGUUUAGGGUUUGUUCUGAAAACGCAUUAUUUCCAAUGCAUGUUGAUUGAGAUUAAAGUGCGGAAUGGUUAUUCAUGCAAGUUUCAAGCUCUGCAUUCUUGCGAUUCACCCCCCACCCGGCUGCCGGAAAGGUUCAGUUCUGGCCAAAUUCAUCAGUCGAAAACAAAACAGCAUCACUUAGUGAAAUGAUUUGGAAUAGAGGUCUACAUUACUCCUCAGUUACAGAUUCCACAGAAACAAAAACAGUUUUGAUAACCAUAAAAAUAUUCAAAACGACAAUAUAUAACUGGAGAAAAUAAGAAAUUUGACAAACACAGCGGAAACAGUGAAAUCCUUUGGUUGGACAACUCAUUUUUCGGAACUUUUGGAGACAAUUUUCGUUUCGAUUUUGUGUACAUCAUAGAGGAAAAAAACAAAAUAAAACGAAACAAAAUGAAACAAAUAAAAAAAACACGUUCUCGGCAAUGUUUGGGAUUCCCGGUCUAAAAAUAUCACGAAAAAAGUACAAGCUUAUUUGAAGCACCUUCGCGCCUUAUCUUUAAUGAAAGUAUGGAGAAGAAGAGAAAAAAAACGUAAAUAAGAGUAAAUUAUUAAAGUUUAAAACAAAAACACGGAGAAAACAUACAUUUAAACCAAUUUUGACGAAACAAAACUAAGAGUAAAAAGAAACAAAAAUGAUUGUGUGUAAUUUUUACCAAAAUCUGCCUUAAAUUAUAUUUUCUUAUAUACAAAAAGAAACAUGAAAAAUCAUAAAAAAUGUGAAUAAGCAAAAACUAUUGAAUAAUUAAUUAACGAAAAUCCUACUAGUGUGAUGAUUUGCUGUAUGACAAACGGGGAAAAGCAAAACAAUAAAUCGGAAUCGAUAACAUGCGAACAGAUAUGUUCAUCGGGUGAGUGGGAGGUCUGAGUCAAAAUGAUAUGAAUCUAAUGUUGUUCGAUAUUUUAUUUUUGUUUCGUCCUGGUUUACGCGUUAUACUACGCUUGUUUCACAUCGUGUUAUGGACGAUGGAUAGUUUUAUUGUACUUCAGUUCAAUGGAUGUAAACCAACAGACGAUAACAUUUGAUGAGAAGAUAUUUUGCGUGUCAUUUUAUUAAUUGAAAAAAAAAACGAACCACAUUCUAAACAAACAAGUUUAAGAAAUGGGAAAACAAGAGAAGGACCAAUUGUAAUCCUGAUCAUGAUUUCUAUCCGACUGUAUACAUUUCAGCAUCCACGACACGAGAACAUAUACACUGGAUCACACCCACGGAGGUCGUCAUCGGAGCGAAAGGUGUGCGCAUAAACGAUGUAAGGCCAAAAAAUGUAAAAAUAGGAAGAACUAAAUCAUACACAUCAAGCGUAGAUGAACAUGACAAAGAACGUGAAUGAAUAGCAAAAAACAAUUAUUUUUCGUUUUGUUUUAUCCAAUUAAAUUAAACAUAAACAAACAACGCAAGACAGCGGCAGGAUUCAUUGUCCAGUCAGAUUAUCGAGAAAUGAUGUAAUUAGUAAAACGACGUUAUUUCAAAAGGGGCAAACGGCGAGUAUAAACACACACACACACAGAGAAAGAAAAAAAACAUUCACUAGAAUCAACAUCUGAUGGAAUGGAAGAAAUCAAACGUACACUAGCGAAUCAGUAGAGUCUGGUUGAAAAGGGAGAAAAUCUUUAGCGUGCAAUGCUAAAACAUUAUUUAUCAAAAUAUAAUAUAAAAAACACCCAGAAAGAACAGCACAAUGAACUCGAAAAAAAAGUUUUCAUUGUGGGAUAUACUAUAUGUGAAACUGUUGGAAGCCAAUCUUACGUGAAGCUGAGGAAAACUUUCUGUGGAAUUAUUAUGAUAUAAUGCUGAACAAACAGCAUUCAUGAAACGCAGAAUGUAACUGUAAAUUAUUUCCAAGAAAAAAAAUACUAGAGAUAACAGAAAAUUCAAAGAAAAAAGUCAUGGUAGCGGUUAUUUCUAAAAAAAAAAAACAAAUGAACCAAAGUCUAGGCCACUAUUCAAAAAAAAAACAACAACCAAUUUGGAAACCGGCAGAACUUCUUAUACGCACGGCUGACCACGCUCGCUCGGGGUUUGGAAACCUCAUGGGUGUCGUGGCCUGUCGGAAGAGACGUUUCAGUUUGUUCUAGAUUUUAGUUCUCAAACAGGUUUUCGGUUAGUUAUUGAGGCGAGCGUUGUGUAGGCAAUCACUCGCCGUAUGUUUACGAUCAGCAAUAGGAUGGAGAAAUAAUCUUUGAGAUUUAUGAUUUACAGGAUGCCACCACCAAAAUACACGCGCCUGAAGUAUGCGUGUAAUACGACUUUACUGCUGAAGAGCUUCUGGUCAGCCGGUGGAACUCCCAUUCCGUCUGCUCGGCUGAAGCUCUUCCUCUGUUUAGAAGAACAUUCGUAUGGUUGAGUUAAUAAGCCCGUUAUCGUUCAGUUUACAGCAGUAUAGAAAUUCAUAUUUGAAAGUGGUUUAUUUUUCGAAAAAUGAUUAUGAAAUGUUUAGAUAAACGCAUCUUGAACUGGUAAUAAUUGGCGAUUGAGUGUGAACGCACAGUCACAGCGACAUUUCAUGUGGAAAUUUUGAUUUAACACCUAAUUUAGAUUGGAAAUUUUUCUUCGAAAUUCCAAAUUAGCCCGAGCAAUUGAAAGCGAACCAGAGCAGUGAAUGACGGGAAAGGAGAUUCGGUUUACGGUUACCAGCGACACGUUAUUUCCUUCAGGUACUAAUUCAGUUCGCUAGAGUUUUCAUGCAUUACAAUUUUGUAGGGAGAAAGUUUAUAUCGUUAUAUUAUUGUGCACCUAUGCUUUCGUGCAUUAGAAAAUUGUUGGAGAAAUUUACCCUUCGAAGAAUCGAUCAAAGGAUCGAGACAAAUAAUUUGCUAUCAAGUACACAAUUCAGGUUUCGCAAGAGCAAAGGAACAAACGAUUAUCUACCGUUGCUUUCGAUAGAUAUACAACUGGCUUUUGCGCACAAGUAGCAACGGGCUUCAGUAUUCCUGGACAUUAAGGGAGCUUUUGAUUCGGUUUCCAUUGAAAUUAUGUAAGACAAUCUGCACAGAUGUGGACUUCCUGGAAUUUUAAAUAAUUUUUAUGUACAAUUUGUUGUCAGAAAAGCGAAUGAACUUCAACUUCCACAAAUAGUUGUAUAGGUCUGCCCCGAUGCUCAUGUCUCCGUUUCUUUACUUCAUAAUUUUUUUGUGAAAGAUAUUGACAUUUGUUUGGCAGGACAAUGUACGCUAAGACAGCUUACAGAUGACGGUGUGGUUACCGUAAAGGGUUCGCAGGCCGAAAACUUUCAAAGUCCAUUGCAAAAUCCCUUAGACAAGUUGUCUCCUUGGGUAAUUUGAAUUCUUGCCGAAUUGGUAGUGUUUACUCGAAAGCGGUUCCCAGCCCAAUUGUAACUUACUCUUUUGGGCAGAAACAUUAUCCAAUCUUGACCUUGUCUAAAAGGGUGCGCUUAUUUGGAGUUCGUAAACUAGAGAUCAGUUGAUUGAUCUUACGUGUGAUUAUUUGAUGGACCUGGUAUGUAUAGUCGAAUGUACUCAGCCUUUCUCUCAUAGCCUUCGUUGCCGAUGACGAAUUAAAAUAAUCAAACCAGUCAUGCAUUAUUUUUAUUGAAUCACUGGUUAUCAAAGCAUCUUGUGCUGCUAUCGCACCUAGGCCCAUAGCUCUCCUGAUUUCUUGUGAGACAGUAUUCAAUAAAUGCUGUAUCGCGUGUUUUACUUUUUGAAGCGUAGCAUCUUUGAGAUCUAAAUGGGUCAAUGUGAUUUUAUGGCAAAUCUUCAGGUCAUUUGGCUGGAGUUUCAACAACUCGACAACCGGCUUGGAGGAUAUCCAGUGUCUUAUUUCAUCUUCAUCGAUUAAAUCACCAGUAUCCAGGAAGUGAAUUCGAAUGAGUAUCAUGACAUGUGCAGGAUCUGCGAAAGGGAAAAUUUGAAACUGUGAAACAGGAUUUUUCACACCUGAUGUGAAGCUCUCGCCAAUGAGCCUGUUGGUGGGACCCAUGUCAAAAACAAUCGCAACAAAGUGAAAUCUAAUUUCGAUUAUGUCGUUUUUUUUAUCUGUAUUAUAGUGACUUUCAACACUUUUGGCUGGUUCGUCACUUUACUUCCAUUUUUGGAAGAAUGUCGGGAGUGAGAAUUGAACUCGUGACCUUUAGCGUGAGUGGUAUGAAUUUUACCACUACGCCUCCACGAUUAUGUUCGUUGUUUUAGUUGAUGUCAUACCAGUAUCAAAAUUGUAGUAGAUGGCUUGUUUCCAAUUUUUGUAUCAUCCACGGAUUAUUCCCACCUGGACGAACUUUGACGGUUUCGAAAUUUGGCUCCAGUGGUACUCAUACGCAGAUUCGACCUUUAUUUCAUCGAAUGAUAUUUUGCAAACCCGUUCUUUUUCGCAAUGUUCACUAGUUCCCAAUAGUCUCAGUACCUCCGUCAAAACACCUGAAAUAAGCUUAUACUUUCCUGCCCAAUUAUGGAGGGUCGAAACUAUAGGCAGAAGAAACCCUCGUGACAAGAGCCAUCGGUAUGCUUUGGCUCCAGCAACAUGUAGAGAAAUUGCACGAGAUAUAUCAUCAGAUGUCCAUUUUACCCGUUGAUGAUGAGAGUCUCUUAUUCAACUUUGUGACAGUUUACAUUUUUUCUAAACGAAUUUUGACGACCACUGAAUUAGUAUAUAUUACAAAUUACAAAUUCUCUAGUAAAUAACAGCAAUUCGUUAGUCAUUUUCGACCGUACUAAUUAUUCGUAUAUUUUACGCGAGUAAAUUGGCAAAUACAUGUGUCAAAUCAUGUACCCGAAUAUCGGCCCAACUUCGAUCCUGCUUUCGGGAUUUUGGGCCUACACCCAAUUUAUUGAAAUCGGGGUGCAUUCGUAUUAUUAUUGUAUUUUCAAUAAUUACGAUGAAAAAGGUUAUGUCUUGUUAAUUUAUUUCCAUCACAUAUAUGGGCUCUGGUUUAUGUUGGCACAUGAGUUGGCGGAUGAGUUCACUUUCUCGCUCGAAGGAUUUUUCUGCUGGAUGAUAGGCAAUUUUGUAAUUGAUAUCUGCGCUGGUAUUUUUGCCGAUGCCGCCUGGAGUUUUCUUAGCACAAGAAUUGUUCGUAAAAUUCGCUAAUUCAGCUGACCGGCUGAAGAAUUACUGAAGAAGUUUACAUAGCCGGCUCCCGGAAACUCUUUAAGUCAUCCUAGAAGGAAAAAAAGACAGAUUUGGUUUCGUUUCGUUCGCGGGAAUGAUAAGUACGCCCACAAUUUACCUAGUUUAAGUGAUAUGCCAAUGGUUUCACCAUCGAUGGGCGCAGGAAUGUAUUUUUUCGAGUUCAGUUCAGUUGAAUAAGUGCCAGUACAAACAUAUCUACUCCGUUUUGAAACACCGCUGCUACUUGGCGACAUAUUAUCGUUCUUUUUGAGGGCUGUAUUCUGUGUGGUCCUACAUUUCUUCAAACAAAAAAAGCUUCGCGACUUAAAAGAAAUAUACAAUUAUAAUUAUAAUUAAAACAAAACAAACUGCUUACCUCCGAAUUGCAUCGCUUCCACAAGAGAUAUGGCGAAUGCACAUACACACAGUUGCUAAGCAUGAAAAUACUCAAAGUUACUCAUGCUAUGAAGUAAAAUGUACGAAUCGUUGGUAGGGAUGUACAUUUGACAUUAGUUUCCCAAGGAUUUGGUAAUAUGUACAAAAAAUGUGUACAUUUUACCAAUGUUUCGAUUACUAAAGAUUUGGUAGCUGCACUUACUAAUGUUUUUCUCCAAUGUACUCACGUAUGCGUCGAAGAAUUAAUAUAUUGGGGUAUCCAUGAUAGUUAUCAUUCCGCAUUCCUAAAUUGAAAAUAUUGUAUGCAUUUUCACCAAACUCAACGCUCUGAACUUUGUGAAUUCAAUAAUAAUAAAACAGUACUCGAUCGAUUAUUUUCAGCCAUGCUCUAAGAUGGGUAGGAGAAAUGUGGUUAAAAGGAACAGGGUUGGUAAAAUGAAUCAGUGCUUAAGUUUCGAUAAUUUCACUAAACACAAUUGAUACUUCUUGAUUUUCCUAUUCUUAGUUGUUGUUGUUGUACAUGAAACUGUCAUAUGUUGUAAAUGAUGAAUGAAACCGAAAUUUCCCUCACGGUAAGCAUUCGAAUGUAAUUUUGCGCCCAUCGUGUUUAAGGAAUUUCCCGUGAAAUGUAUUCUAUACGACCUGAUAUCUUCGACAAAUCAGCAGUUUGAACGACUGUUCAUAUAUUCUAGAAGAGGAAACAGAUGUUUCGUUUGACUCCAGCGAUUAAUUCUCAAUAAUUAGUCAAACAAAUUUAGUCAUGAAACAACGUAUAAAUCUAUCCCAUUGAAAGACUGUAUCGAAAAAUCUUUCGCAACAUCCAUUUGUGAAUAAAAAUAAAACGCGAUUAUUAAUUCAACUUUUGUUUUUGGAUUAUUGAAGAUCAGUUCAAUGUGAAGCAAUAGUGUAGCUAGCAUAAGUCAAAAAAUUAUGCUCUAUAGAACUUUUGACGAAAGACCUUCAAUCAAAUUUUGCACAGUAGCGGUUGUGCAUUUCCUGGAUGCUGCUGCACAACUUUUUCUGGAUUCCUCUAUGGUUUGGGAAACUUUUCCCUCCUCCUUAAAGAUUUUUUUCACACGAAUUACUCGACGAAUUGGAUAUUAGAACCCAGCGCAAGUGUGCAUUCACCAUCGUCCACCUCCUACUUCGCCCAUUUCGUGUAGAAUGGCCCUGGAAGCGUUUUUGAAUUCUGUUUGAAGUAUGUUUCGUUAUCCAUCAGGUUGCACUAGUUGCUGUUAUCCGGUAGCCGUUUGAUAUCUUGAACAAAAAUUAGUUGAGCUAUAAUAUUUUUCUAAGGACGGGGAUUGUAGCGUCAUGUGGACGCUGUGAAUGGACAUAUUCCUUAGGGUGUUCACUUUACCUGCUUUUCCCCAUACGCAUAAAAAUUCACGAAAACCAAUCUCACUUAUCUGAGCCACAUUUCUAACCUCACUAAUUGUGAAUUGUUUUGAAUGAUGUGCGAAUGUGCAUGCAUACUAUUUACAGUUGCUGAAAAUGCUUCUGAACUAAAACUGUGGGCGGAAACUCCUUUCUAUUUCUUUCAUUUCGAUAAACCAAUAUUUGGCAUGGUUGUUUUUAGGUGCCCCGUACGACACAAAACAGGAAACGUCAUUCACUGCUUUGGGAAAAAAUGUUUAGGUGAAAUAUAAAAAUGCCAAUCAACUACUUGUCUAUUGGUAAGGGAUACUAAAUUUUGCUAACCUUCGAACAGUGUAUAUUGCAUAUUAUUCGUGAUGGAACCUUUGACGAACACUAAAACUAUACGCAAAAUGUGAUCAAGUAAUACUAUUCAUGAUCAUUUGACGGAAUAACAGCUUCAAUAUGAAUGGCAACACAAACUAGGCGAGCUGUCAUUCGGAUGCUCGAAUGAAGCCAACACACAACCGAGUUUCAGUUGCGAUCGUACCCACACAAACAGCCGAGCAUUCUCAAAACAGAAAUAGCCAUGUUUUUUAUCUCUGACACAAUCCAAAACCGUUCUUGCAAUAGUAACACUGAAGGCAAACAAAAGAAAUAAAACCAAAACGAUGUUUAGACUUUUCAGUUUGUUUACCGUCGGUCGCAAUCGGCGGCCGGCGAAACGUUUGGAGCAAAGACGCGUUCAACAUCUGGCAGUCGCGAUCGAAUACACAUUUGGCAGUAAAAUUGCAAUAGCAACACAUCAACCACCACGAAUCAAAAUUACAGUACACAAAAUUGUAUGUUUUUCAACCAAAACGGCAAACACAUACUUGGGCCACCACGUCCGAUCUAAAGUGCCUUCAAGAAAAAAAUAAUAAUAACAAAUAUAGAAUGUUGAUUUUUACAAAAAGAAAAGUAAAUAAAUAAGUUUUAUAUAUAAAAAAGAGAAUAAAAAAUAAAUAAAAACGGGCCCUUAAUAGACUUCUCGCCCCACCAAAAUGCACGACUGUUUGUGUGCGAUCCGGUGUUGUUUUUCUAAGUUGUUAAGUCAAUUUUCAAUCACGGCAAAAGUGAACAAAACCAUUCCAACUACAUGCAAUAGUCGAACCGGAUUUUUUGUUUCUCACACAAACACACACACAUUCAUACGAAAUCAGCAGGCAAAUCUUUAGAAAUAACACAACGUAUGCACUAUGACACUAAAAAAUGAAAAAAAAGUGAAAUAAGAGUGUAUGGUGAAAAAAAAAUCCAAAAUUAUAUUGUUACGUAUUAAAUAAACGUAAACAUGGAAUAAAUUAAUCCAAAAGUUGAUCAUUUAUGUGACUGCCGCAUUGGAGCAAAGCUCCACAUAUGCGACAGCUGAAAGAAACCAUAAUCUAAUUCAGAGAAUGCGGAACAGAUAAAUCCUUCAAAUAUAUAAAAAGUCGACAAGUGAAUAGUAAGUAGUAUUCAGUAAAUAAAGCAUACUAAAGAAAUAUUCAAACAAUCUACGAACACACGAAUCUAUUGAAAUAUCAUAAGCAAGCUACCAAUUCUACUCUCCAUUUGUAUCCAAACUGAUUGUUUUACCUUCUCCCCCAAAGCUCACCCCAAGGGCAGGAUGCACAUCCCAUAUAACAUGGAUAUCUCCGGUCUGCAAGGUUAAGAUUUUUCUUUUAGGAGACUCUUAGUUUCGCCUUAGAUCUCAUCAAACAGCAGUAAACGAGAACAAAGGUAUAAUUGACAACUGCAAAACACACCCACACACACAACAAAGCUACAGCAAAGCGUUACUGAUAAACAAGUAAACAGCGAAAGCAAAUUGAUUGAUUGUAUCUACCACGAACACACACUCAAAAAAAAUUAAAAGAAAAAUUUCCAAAAACUUAUCGAAAGCGGAUGAAUAAAGAAGAAAUUUUUAACUGUUCACGAAAAAACGAGCAAACAGAAUGAUUGUAACAGCAUUGUGAAAAUUUUCAUGGUAAAAAUCUAAUUUUAAGUAAACUUAUAUUGCCAUAUGCGAACGACAGAACCAACGCAGGGAUACUAAUUCGGAAGUGGAGUAGGAGUAUGAAGAAUUGAUUAAAACAUAAUUUUUAUUGUGUUAGAAAAAUCAACCCGAAAUGCAAAACAAUGUGUUACUCUAUUUGAUUGACUCUGAUGCAAUAAGUUACCAGAACCCAGCAAGAGAGCACUACACUCUUAGUUCAAUUUAGUAGGAAGUAAAGAAUGGAAGAAAAAGAUUUUGUUACAUUACGUUUGUUGAUCCUAUUAUUGCUUUCAUGUUUGUCUCAGUUUACUUGUAAUGAUAACGCAACGUAGUAUUGGAACCCAAUUUUGUUUUUUUUUUACUAAAUAUCAGAGAACAAAAUGUAUUGAAGAAUCGUCAACUCACCUGAUGCAAAAUAUGAAGAAAAAAAAAUUGAAGAAACACAUUCAUCCAUACUACUAAUAAUUAUCGAAUCAAAUUAUAUUCGAAGGAAGCUUGAUGUGAAACAAACAACUAGGUUUUCGUUUGAAAUGCAAGAAAAAAAAGAGUAUCACAAACGCAGCAAAAAUCCAAUAAUUAUUCAAAUCACAACUAUAAAAAUAAACUAAACAUGAAGAAAAUGCAAAUCCGAACCCGGUCCAGUGAGAUUUUGGAAGAGCGAACACUGCGCGUUGGGUCAAAAACUAUCUUUAGUAGAGUUAAGGGAGUGAACCUUUGAACACACGCCACAUGAAGAGUAGGGAGGACCGAACCUCGAGAGAUACAUUUUUUGAAAACUGAAGCAUAACGAUUUCGAACAAUCGACCCUGGGCCAUCUGAAGAACCCGAUUUCUCGUUCGAGCUAAUAUUCCUUGAAUUGAGCAGCGGAAGCAGCUGAAACACAUAAAAUUGAUAUAAACUUUUGGCAGACCAAAAACAAAGCUCCUCAUCAUGUCCUACUGGGGUUUGAGUGCGUUGCGAUUCAGAAUGAGUUAGAACAGAGCUGGAUUUUUGAUGAUUCCUAAAAAUGGCUCACGCGCCAGAUGCACGCUCGGACACUCGGUCUGCGGCCGGGACAACGGAACUACUUAUUUUUUGUAAUCUAAUUUUAAUCACACAAUCAAUCACACACAUAUGUAUUUAUUCUCUAUUUAAAACAAAUUAAUGAUGAAAUGAAAUAAACACAGACACAAACAGUAAAUAGUAUCAAAUAAUCAGAAGUAUUCAAAAAUUAUUUCUCAGCAGGGCAAAACCUACAGCAAAUGAAGAAAAAAAACAACAGUACUUAAACUCGAUAUCUAAAAGAAAACCAAACAGAAUUGCCAUAAAUUAUUUCAUUGAAAUACAUGCUUUUAUCGUAAAAAAGUUACAGCAAAACACAAACAGAUGAAAACAGAAACUGAAGCAAUUCCAACAUUCUGAUUUGAACUGGUUUUCCGUUUUUAUCAGUCUUAUCCAAAACAUGUUUUGGCACAAUUUGGCACAAUGAGUAUGCAUGACACUAACAUCUUUAGAAGACACAUAUAAUGAUGCAUAACUAGUAUUUUGUCGGCUCAGCCAAACUUCAAAUCAUAAGAAGCAAGAGAAGCAAAAAAAACACGAGCUGGGGCAAAUCUAGAAACAACGAAAUAUUUUCGGUACUUCUUGGGAAAUUUCAUUUCUAUUUUGUAAUACGUAACCACCAUAAUUGUUUUCCAUAAAAUGUUUUGUGAGACACACAAAUGCAUUAACGUUGCACGUGGGGGAACUAUCAACACGUUUAGACAGAGCUGCAAAUUGUCGUCACCACCAAGAGAUCCACUCGCGGGACGAAUGCUGCUACCGUGAGGAUGAGAAUGUGAAGCCGGAUAAAAAAGAAUAGAAUGAAAAUACGAAUACAAGCAAAGCAAAAUUACAACAACAACAACAAGAAAGCACAACAAAAAGAGAAUCCCACAAACAGCAAGCGUUUAUACUUUGUACGACAAACAAUAGACCAGAAGAUACCCGACGCCAUUACGAGGGGAUGCUGUUCACCAUAUGAUUUUGGUCCGAAACGUCAUGCUCGAGGCGGCGGGUACGCGUUUCAUACUUAUUUAAUCUCUUAGAUACUCCAACACAAACUUACUUGAGGGCGCAUCGUCAAAAUGCAAAUGCUCGCACGGGACUGCCCCCGUAACAUCUCAGCGGGCAAGACUUGGUCUGGAGUUAAGAUGUAAAUACUUAAACACAUCUUUAUUUACCGAUUUUCAUUUUUACGAACCGAAUACACACACACACAAAACUUCUCGGCGGAGGAUUUUUCUCACCGGGAAAUAUAUUUUUAAGUUGAAAUAGAAUAAAGUACCUAAAAAUAUUUGAAGCAAAAACCACAGAUAAUAGAGAAAAAAAAUCUUAAAACUACUCGGAAGUAAUGUAGUUGAAAAUCUUUUGCGAGAGAAGAAGAAACGUUUGUGCCAAAAUUUUAUGAAAAAAAAGAAACAAAAACAACAGUAAAUGCUGGUAAUAAUGACACGCUUGCGAGCAAAAUUGGAUUUAGUUUCGUACACCCAACCAUUUCGGAUUACCUGGAUUAGAAUUUUAUUUUGAUUUAGUACAUUGCAUAAUUUCCUCUACCAAUGAGUAGAUGUAUGUGCAACGCAUACACAAUAAUCACAUUGGAAUCAAAUGAACGAAUUGAAGAAACAGAAAAAUUGUAAGAACUUUUGGCGAUUUUUCAAUGCUCUCAACUUUUAUUUUCUCAAUUUGCAGCAUACACAAAGUGUUCCAAUCGGAUCUACUCAUAUUAAUGUGUCAAAUCUAUCGUAACAGAACAAAAUCAAGUAAAAAUAUUGCAAAACCAAAAUACAGUAACAGUUUGAAAGUAAAUAUAAUCAGUAAUACGUACAAUGUGUAUCACUAACAACAAUUACUACAUACGUGAAAUAGAACAAAUAAUAUUCGAUAUUGGAACUACUACUCUUACCAUCGCAAAUAAUAAAUAAACAGGAAACGGUUGAAAAUAAAACUCACACACAGAAAACAACAAUAGCAAACGGUUAAUUUUGUGCAACUCCAUCUCAUAUAAACGCUGAAGAGUGGUGUUCUUCCCUUGCACCGGCUGCUGAGAAGAAGAAGAACAGUGGAUGCACUCAGGAAAUUACUUUUGCGUGUGACGGCAAAUGGACCAAGAUCGGAAUUGGAAGCUGCGAGUUAGCGAAGCUCUCGCGAAUGUUUGAAUUUCGUUUCCAUCGUGCAACAAUGAUUUCACGGUCAUAUUUUCGAACAGAACCUGGCUUUUUGGGAAAAUUUGAUUGUCAGAUCAUUACCUUCGGGGGAACUCGGUGUGCUUCAAACAGAAAUCCUACUUGUUGAUCAACGGAAGUUAAACUUGAACCGAAGAAAAAUGAAUUUGAAUUUGACUGUACCAAUCUAUUGCCUAUCUGGUACUUCCUCCCUUCGGUUCGUUGGUCUUAAAACAAAUAGUUCAUAUAAAAUUGAAAAAAGACAAAUUAAAAAUUCCCAAAAUUUUGACAAGGAGCAUCAUACUUCUAACAGUCAGUCUCGUUCUAUCAAUGGAAGAUUGUAGCAUUUGACAGCUACACAAAAUCUAAAAUUCGAAUAAAAGUCUAUGGUAAUUAUCAAUCAGCCAUUCGAAGAACGAACUCUCCACUUAAUUUCUCGAUAUAACAGGAACAGGGUUGCCACAUUUAAUUCUGUAAAAUUUUCUGAAAAAAUCUGCAUAUCUGUAUUUUGAACAAAAAAUAUAUAUAUAAAAAAUCUGUAUCAAAAAAAAGCUAGCGAAAAAAAUUCAAUGAAAAUUAAUUUGAAUUUUCAUUUGAAUUAUUUUUUAUUUGUUGUCAAAGUCAUAUCAAUACAACAAAAUAAAUCAUAAAAAGGUUUUUUUUUAAAUCCUCUAAAUUGUAUGAUGUUUAUACAUGGUUUUGUUGAAUUUUGCCUUCAUGUUCUACCUUUUCAUUCUAACAAAUGAAAAAAUGGCAUAUGGUUCAACAUUUUUGUAUCUUCACUAGCUGACCCGGUGAACUUCGUACCGCUCAAAAUGAUUGUUUUGAUAUGAAUUCUUCAGAACAAAUUUCUAAACUUUUUCUCAUUAUAACAUUGUUCUAUGGGCAGAAUACAACAAAUAUAACAAAACAAAGACGGCUCAAAAGGGACAUUUCCUUCUUCGGAUUUUGCGAUUAGCAACACAUUUGGCCUUCCUUUUCUAUUUAUAUAGAUAGGAAUGCGUUAUUCCUGAAAAUCUGAAAAUCCAUUUCCACCUUCAAACAAAGAUCAGUUUCGUUAGCGCAAACAUCGAAUGGACUAACAACGCUCAUCACGAUGUAAUUUUCGAACAUAUGGGUAUUCAAUUUACCGAAUUUUCUGAACUUCCUUCAGAGUUUUCCGAAAAUUUUUCGAUUUUUCUAUCCGCUAUAUUGAUCUAUGGGCCAAGACAAAUACAACAAAAUAAAGACGACUCAAAUCGGACCAUUCCUUCUUCGGGUUUUGCACUUAGCAACACAUUUGGCAUUCCAUUUUCAUUUAUAUAGAUAUAGAAGAUAAAAGAUAUAGGAGUGAGUUAUUUCGCGUGAAAAUCCAUUUUCACUUUCAAACAAAGAUCAAUUUCAGUAGCGCAAACAUCGAAUGGACCGACAACGCUUGUUAUGAUGUAAUUUUAAAACAUAUGGAAAAUCAAUUUUCCGACCUUCCUUCAGAGUUUUCCGAAAAUUUUCCGAUUUUUCUCUUCAUAACAUUGAUAUACACAAUAUCAUCUUCAAGACCAUUCCUAAAUCAUCCCUCCAUUGAUUCUGACAACUGAUAAAUGCCUAUUAUCGGCAAAUUGGGAACAAUUCAUAAUACGCAUCUAAUCACAUUAUGAGCUAACGCCUAAUUGUAGGCAAAAAGAUUGCUCGCUGCGUUGUGGGGGAAAACGAGACUAGUAAAAUCGAAAAAAACAUACCCAAUUGAAUUGUCAAAUUGUUAACUUUUUUCACUAUAUUCAGCCAAACAAUUCUGGAUAAAUUAGCUGUCCAAUGGUAUAUAACACAACAUGUGUCGCAAUAACGAUUUUGGGUAAUAUGCGUUUGAAAACUAUCAAUGAAUCGUUACAUUUUUCGUAGAGUUACCCCCCUAUAUAGAAAUCAAAGACAUAGUACUAUGUCAAAAAAAUGCACUGUAAUAAAUUUAAUAUUGAAAUUUUUUUUUUCAAUACUCUGUAAAUUAUGUAUCUUUGUUGAAAAUCUUUAAUUCUGUAUAUACAGAUUCUGUAUGUCAAAUUUGGCGAAAAAUCUGUAAAAUACAGAAUAUUCUGUAUUUGUGGCAACCCUGGACAGGAAUAUCCACAAGAUUAAGGCAGUGGAUCUUUUUCCACCUGUCCAAGCGAAAGGGAACAACGAUUCCAAACCAAUCCAGCCAUUAGCACCCAAAAGUUCAAUACCACUCUCUGGCGUUUGACCUACUCAACACUAACAAUAGACAGGUUCACAAUAGUGCGGCCAAUUCCAGGCAACCAAACUCGGAACAAAAUUAGUCGCAGCACAAUUAUUCGGACGGUUUAAUUUUUCGGUACAACAAUAAAACUGGCAAACUUUUUGAACAAACAGUUUUCGGGAGAAACAACUUUCGGUCGAAUAUAUAUAUAUAUAUAUAUAUAUAUAUAUAUAUAUAUAUAUAUAUAUAUAUAUAUAUCUUUCUAACAUUUAGUUUUUUUCCCUUUACUCGGCUCUGUUGAAGUAGAUUUGAAUCCGUUAUGAGUGUUCGUUUGAGUUUUAUUACCACCGUUGGAUUUUUUUUAUUAAUGAACUUGAAGAGAAAAUAUGCAGAAAUAUUUCAAACAACAGGCUUCCUGUGAAGAUGGAAUGCAAAAACAAAAGGAAGAACAUCUGACAAAAGGUCAUAAUUGAGGUUAUGUUUUUGGAAAUUUUGAUAUCAAGCGCAGUUAUUGAGGAACAACAACAACCAAACACCAGUACCAAAACGAAAUAGUCAGGCUCGAAACAAUCAUUCAGAGAAAACCACACGUUGACUAAGUUCAUUUGGUUCAAGUUAUAUAAAAUGGUAGCGGGAAAAAUUCUGAACAUCGUGGAACACCAUAAAAUUUAGUGUAAAAUGAUUGCGCGCAAAAAUUACUUAGGAACAACUCGAGGCAAAGAAAUGAUGCAAAAAAAGGAAAAUAAACAAAAAUAAGAAAAAAAAACAAACGUUGUGAGUCAGUUUCGAAGAGUAACAUUGCAAUGACGAUUCAGCUUACCGUUCACUGGAAAACGUAACCUGCCCAACCAAAGUCACCACGGAAUAAUACUAUGAAACCAAGACUUUCUAUAGAUUUAAAAACUGUAAAAAAAAGAAGCUCAGAACCACUAUCACUGAAACGAGAAAAGCAAGUAUGGCAAAAGAGUAUUUUUGUAUUAAUAUUUUGUAAUCGUUAGUGUAUCAUAAAUUUAUAAGCGACCCAAAAUUGUAAAGCGUAUUCAGUCAAACCUGAAGAUAGAAGAAGAAUUAGAUAAAUAAAAAAUGUGAACAUAUUAUAAACUUUUGGCAGUAAUAACCUAAUUUAUACUAAACAAGAAAACAAAAACAAACAACGUACAUUUAGGCCCACAAAUCAUUGCAGACGUAACAAUAAGGACACCAGCGUCCAGGAAUCUAACCUAAUCAUUGUAAAUAAUCUAUCGAAUGUGGUAUAGGCAACCAUCGCAGAUGAUUGGGGUGACGGGUUUCAGUGUUCGGGGCAGAUCCUUCUGAGCAAUCGCUAAAUCCUUCUCACUGUAGAGAAACAACAUUAAACGAAUCGAAUAUUUCUCUAUAUAUUCUGCGUAAUACUUAUUAAUUUUAAAAACAAGAAGAGAUUUUUUUUCGAAAAUAAAAAAGAAAAAUACCCAACCAAACCAGAGAAUUAUACGAGAUGCAUGCAAAGAAUCGUAUCAUUAUUCGGAUUCUAAAAAACAUGUAAGAGCAAGAACAACACGGAACGCGUUAAUUUUAGGGGAAAACAUAUGCCGAAGUUUUGAUAAUAGGAUGAAAAACAAAACGUCAGAUGAUUAUGACCGUGUGAAAAACGUACAAAAAAGUGAAAAUAUUUUGCGUUUUAAACCGAUUUUUUUGUUUCAUUAAUUAAUUAAGUGAUGAUCUUAUUGUAUAAUGAAAAGAAAAAACCUACGACUAAAGCUGAAAUCUAGUAUAAAGUAAAUUUUGAGCGAAAAAGUUGAAAUAAACCUAAAUCACACGACAAGGAAAGACGAUUCUGUUGAACAAAGUAUCAUUAAACAAUAUAUAUAAGAACAUGAACAUACAAUUUUUACGUUUGAGAAUAUGUUUUCUCAAAAUUUCUAUCAAAAUUAUAAAUAAAAUUUAAGGGAAAUCCCAAAAAGCGAGAACAAACUACUUACACAAAAGAAGCAAAAACAGAGAAAAUUGUAAAAAAGUAAGAAAACUGUAAUAUAAUGGUCGAUUCCUAGAGAAAAAAAAAUUAAACAUAAAACCCAAAAUAAACACUAAAAACUACCUACAAGUGGUUGACGCACAUAAUAAAACCGUUUCAAACUAGAAGAAAGAACAAGCCAACAGAGAGCGCUGAAAAAGCAGAGACAACCAUACACACAGAAGAGGAGAAAAAAAAUCAAGCGAACGCAUACACACGCGAAUAACAAACAUGAGGAAGAAUGAAGAGCAAAUCGAUGAAAUAUUCCAAAAUGAGCAGAUCAGAAUCACUUUCGUCAUUCAAAAGACACUUACUGGAAAACGCAAAGAGCAACGUAAAAAAAAUGAGACAUGAAGAUCGAUGCGGAGAUUUGAGUACUUCGAUGCUGAGGAAAAUUAAUGUAACUAUGAACAUGAACAAAUCAUACGAAAAGAGAAUCUGGAGAACACAAGUAAGAAAACGCGAUAAAGCACAUAAUGGAAAAAAAAUCUACAUUUUGCAUAAACAAAAAGUAUAUUUAUGCUUAUUAUUUUAUCUCUGUAACAAAGCGUGUCAUUGUCCAUACAUGUUAUUAGAAGUUUCAACUGUUUGGUGUAAUAAAAAUUAAUAAAAAUGAAUAAAGAAAAUAAAAUUAUUAAUAAUACAGAUAUUUUA
Molecule: messenger RNA, 50663 nt
Organism: Toxorhynchites rutilus septentrionalis
Lineage: Eukaryota; Metazoa; Arthropoda; Insecta; Diptera; Culicidae
Gene: pros
Product: homeobox protein prospero
Exons: 6
Coding region: 2657-6973 (1438 amino acids)
Biological process (GO): regulation of transcription by RNA polymerase II
Cellular component (GO): nucleus
Molecular function (GO): RNA polymerase II cis-regulatory region sequence-specific DNA binding; DNA-binding transcription factor activity, RNA polymerase II-specific
Source: RefSeq, a predicted model, not a curated record